Messenger RNA from Cinara cedri, 51925 nucleotides. Lineage: Eukaryota; Metazoa; Arthropoda; Insecta; Hemiptera; Aphididae. The record is from the annotation of a GenBank genome assembly.
GCGUUCAGUCGGUCCGAUCGGCUGUGCUCGACAGCAUCAUCUGACACGCGCGUACCGUCCUCGCGAUUAAUAUAAACGUAACAGUUUAAUAUUGGAAUAUUUUCGUUUCUUUACGUCCGCGCGAUAUUCUGUUGUUCCGCACGCAGUCUACAGUCGCGGUCGGUACGAUAUCGAAUUGCCCCCAUACACACACACACACACACACACACACACACACACCCUCUCGCGAACGCGGCUUUUCCGGUGUUUUUCUCUCCGGUAUAGACCCGUCGGUUAUCCGUCUCUCCGGCCCGUUCGCGGUUUUCGAAUUUUUUUUCAUUUUUUUUUUUUUUUUUUUUUUUUUUUCGUAAUCGUCGAUACUGUUUAGCGAUUUUCAGCGGCUCACGACCCCCCCACACCCCGAGACACCGAUCACGCAAGACGAUGACGACGCGGACCGUCGACGACCGUCAGCCGCGGGCCGCCGAGCGCCGGUGAUCGGGGAGAAAACACGCGAAACAACCCCGGGAGUCGUCGCGCGACAUUUCGCCACGCACAACUCUCCCCCCCGAGGACAUCGGCGGGACCAGGGAGCGCGACGGAACAGCGGAGGAACGCGGCGGGAACGAUGCGAACGCCGGCCGGUCGACUCGUGGCCGGAGCGUGCUGCGUACUGGCCGCGGCCGUACUGGCGGCCGCACAACCGCCGGCCAUCAACAACGCCGACCCGCGCACCGACAUCACGCGUCAGACGCCGGUCGGAGGGUAAGCGAAUUCCGUAUUUUUCAAUCCCUUUCUCCCUCCCCCCCAACCGCCAACCCACCCGUGACGCGCGUUUUUAUUCGGCGUGACGCCGAGAGUCGGAUGCGGAAAAAAAGCAGAUUCAUUUUUGCGAAAAAUCUGACGCGUAGUUCAGUAAUAGUUUUCGCUGCUCGCGUCGAGCCGCGGCUGUUGAAAUAUUUUAUUCACGGGCGCGCGAAAAUAGCCUUUUCGGUCGAAAUCGGCCGUUUAUAGUUUCGUGGAGAUGUUUCGCCGUUUAACCGCACGCUUCAAUACGGUUCAAAACGUCUACAUGCGUUUACCGAUAAUUCGUAUCCGUCGGUACCGUACCGAAACUGUGCGGAGGGUGCCGCGCGUGGGAUUCGCCGCCGCUGACAAUCACGCUGUGCAGCGUAAUAUGUAAAAUGCAUUUUGAAUUUGUCCGUUAAUGGAACAGCCGAAAAACCGAACGGUCGAAAUUCGGCGUGAACGUGUUGCGUAAUUUUCGGAGUCCCGGACGUCGUUUUCGGUGCCCACGUUUUCCCAUAACUAUUCCCUCGUGUACAGUAUCUAAUGACAUUAUUUAAAAAAAAAAAAAAACGAAAAAAGCCGUUCCAUUUGUAUUAUUACACCCGUCGCGCCGCUGCAGCACAAAGUGCGGUGUUAUUAUACUUCGGCGGCGUCUUAAAAACAUUAAAAAAAAAAAACCACCUAAAUAACUAUUAAUAUAUGGACGUUUUAUUAUAACUUUCUAAAAAAAAAAAAACCAACAAAAUGUUUAUCGAACAAACGUUUCUAAAUAAAGUUUAAUAAUCGAAUAUUAUGCAACCGCAUCGCGUUUUAAAUAAUGUUCGUUUUUCAAUUAAUUUAACUCGUAAAAAAAAAAAAAAAAAAACACCUACCCACUAAAAAACAAUACGGACAAAAUUACUAUUCCCCAAAGUCGCGGUAAUACGCAGUAUAAUGUGCGCGAUGUAAGUAAGCAGGUAUUUUGUGUAAUAUCGUUACGGUAUUAGUAUUAGUAUAGCAGUAUUCACGAAAACGCCGUUUAAACUUCCAAGUAUAUAAGUAAUAGCGUAAAAAAAUGUAUGGGUAGCUACUUUAUUUUAGAACCUAGCAAAAAACAAAAUACCGAGAUAUCCGAAUAAUUUUACGGGAAUUGCAUAUUUCGGCUGUUUCGGCGGCUUACCGCAGUAUUUUAUACACGAGAACAUUGGAUUUUACUUACGAUAAAAAAAAAAAAAACCACAACGAAAAAAACCAUUUACGAUUAUUACAAAGAAAUAUUCGUUUUCAAACGGGGUUUCCACCCCCAUCCGUACAAAUCUUCAAUCCGCCUACCGAAGCGUGUACUGUCAUAUUGUAUUAAUUGUCUCUGUUUCGUAUACGGUAAAUUUUCGUCAAUUCCGUAUAAUGGAUCCAAUUAUCGUGGUUUUUUUAUUUUUCAAAACGUUUUUAAGGACUUUGAAAAGUUAAUCGUAAUUAAUAAAUACCACGAUAAUCUUAUCAGUGUCGAUGACAUUAACGAGUUAAAAUGUUGAAAGUUAACUGUGAAGUUAUGACCUAUGGCUUUUUUGAGACAUUGAUUGAAUCGAAGAACGGAUAGGUUUUACUGCGGAUGCGCGUUUUUUAUUUGUUUGGUGUCUGUAAAAGAACUUUUUUACUCCAGGAAUCUCACUUCAAUCAAAAUAUUACGGGAAUCUUGUAGAGUUUUUAAUAUAGUCCGUGCAACGAUGAAGUCAUUUUUUAAUUUCCCUUGUAGUUAAAAUUGACAAACUGGCUAUUUUUUUUUUUGUUUUUGAUAAUUUUUUUUUUAAUACGAAAAAUACGACUGAUAAUGGUGAUCUGCGCAGAGUCGUUUUUCAUUUCCAAUGUUUUAUCGUUUACGCGUGCAGAUAUAAAUCAACUUACUCUACAUUCUUCCUAAAUUCCCUGCUAAAAUAACAGCAUAUAAUUUUACACGUUACACAAUUAAUCGUAACUGAACACGCUGUUCCGGAUAAAAUUGUUGGGUGUUCCGACAGCAAAUCGAAUUCUAAACGCCACAUAAAAUUGUCGUUGAAACGUUCGCUGUUGUCUUUAUAAAUCUACAGUGAUUUUCUUCGAAAUACAAAUACAUCAAAGUGUAAUAGUAAACAUUUUUUUUUAUUUUUCUAUAUUAUUAUCGAUCUUAUCGCGUAUUACAAUAAUAAUUUGCGAUAUUCCAAGCGUCUUAAGAAAAAAAAAAUUCAAUUAAAAAAUAUAUUCUAUUCGAAUUCGUUGAAAAAAGUAUUUCGCAAUAAUUCCAUCGUUGCAGUAAUAACCCUAUUGUCGGAAACGUUUUCAUCUGUUGACGUUUUCGUCGGACAAAAAUCACAUGAUUACCGUGUCGCCUGAUUUAUAAGCACACGUACAAAAUGCAUCAAUUUGUUUGGCUUUAGUAUACACGCGUCGCAGUAGACACGCCUUUUGUACCGGAGGUUUUCUAGGAGAUUUUAAAGGAGGAUGGUUUUUUUUUAAAAGGGACACCGGCGGCUGUUUUGUUUUUUUUAAAUACAUUACUCGGGUACCUAAUUAAUAAUUCAUUUCACGUACGUGUCUGUUUGUAUUGGCCACGCGCGGGGUCAGUAAAUUAGGCGCUUAAAUGUAUUUUUUCAAUUUGUAAAAGAUUAUUUUAUAUUAUAUCGUACGGAUAGAUACUUUUUAAAUAAUUACUAAUACGAUUUUAAAAAUCCCGUGUCUAUACGUAAUAUUAUAAUAGGUACGAAAACACGAGACUGAACUUCUCGGAUCUCAUUAAGGCCGUAUUUUCUAUAUCAAGACAAAUCAAUAUAGUUCUUCGUUAUUUCCGUUCGUCGACAUCAACAGAUGGCGCAUUGCCGCCAAAAUAUGAAAAUCCACGUUUUUAAAUCGUAAAUCAGCUCCGUACUCAGCCUAUAAACUCUAUAUACUCAGUGACGUUGAGAAGGGGUGUUUUGGUGUUCAAACACUUCCUCCACCUUUGGCCAUAUUUACGCCAAAAAUAUAAAUUUUAAUACGUAUAUGCGGCCGUGCAUCAGAUUUUUACAAGACGUGUUGAGUUACGCAUUGAUAAUUAUUAAGUAUCCAUUUUGUGUUAUUGCCAUAAACUCACAAUAAAGUUGCACAGUUACAUUGGAACACAAUGUAAAAACAGAUCCCUUAAACAUAAUCCUAGUGAUACCACCCUCUCUACCUACAGUAACUUUAUAGGUGUCCGAUAUUUUAGCUCGUAAUUUAAACAAACUCGAAUGCAUUCAUUCGGUCACCAUGACCCCGUCAAAAAUCGCAAAAACUGCAGUCACUGAAGAUAUGUGAAAAAUCAUUCAAUCUGCUGAACUCUGCGUUAAAGAAUAAAAUUCGUCGAUUUUACGGCACUGAAACUAAAUGCAUUGAUACAAAAAAUUACAUUUUGAAUAUAAAAUACCUUUGACCUCAUCGAUAUUUGAAAACGGACAAAAAAAUAUAUUGUUUUUAAACAUCAUACGCCACUGAAUUUUACGCGCACUCUACGCAGUUAAAAAAUCGUGGAGGAACAACAAACAAAGUAAUACAAGGGCUGAUACUAAGAAAUGGAUAGGUCACUGUUGCAGGUGGAAAGUUGAAAAUGAAGAAUACAAAUUUAUUUAUUUUUAUCUGUACGCAACGAUAAGUUAUUGAUAAUUAAACACGAUUCUGAGCGAAAUGACGUUAUACAUGUUUUGAAAUUCAAUAUAUAUUUUUUUUUUAUCUCAUUUGAUAUUAAAAUGCUUAUAAAAAAAAAAAAUUGUAUUAUAUUUCGAUCGAUUUUACGUUUUUUUUUUUUACCAGCAAGUUAAAUUUAUAAUAAACUACGUAUUGAAUAUUGAAGCAUUUCUAUUCGAUCACACAAUUAUAACCGGAUAAAUGAAAUGUCAAAUACUUAUUAAUAGCUCAAAAGUCGUUAGAAUGUUUUGAAGACUGUACCAUUUCUAGAAAAAGGUAAUAUAAGUAUUUUGUAAAAUUUUUAGCUUCCUACGAUUAUUUUUAUUCGAAUUUCAAUGAAAUUAAUAAAUCGAAGAUAAUGAAAUCGUUAAUGUCGUAAACUUUCCCGGUUUUCCAACGUUUUUCCAAAAUAUUAUGAAAACCACUCGAAAAACUACGGCCUGUCAUAAAUCCCGGAACGUAAAAAAAAAUUUUUUUUUUUUUUUUUUCGGAGAAAGAUUUCCGGUAUAAGAGUUUAUCGAAGGCAGAAUAAACAAAAUGGCACUCACCGUCGUAAAACCAAUACAUUCCUCGCCCCGCUCAGAAUCUAAAACACAUAAUAAUAAUAAUAAUAUCUCGGUACACUCGGUAUGCAGAUUCAAUUUAAAUACAUUUUCGUCCUUCGAUUAUUGCGUACUGUACAACUACGGUGCUGUUUGUGUCGUUAAAUGUCGUUGCCAUUCACGGUUUUGUACACGAUGCGUCGUUCACAAUAGUGUCGGAGAAAUAUUAUGCUCAAAUAAUUCAUACUUAUUAUAAACGCGUUGGACGAGUGUGACCGUGGGAAUAAAACUGCGAUUAUAAUGCUGUAACCGCGCUCUCGGUAUCAUCGUUAGUGUUUUUUUUUUUUUUUUUUUAGAAUUCGAAGAUAAUAAUGCAUUUCUUUAUCAUACGUUUAACAUCAUCGUUGUUCGAUUAGUUUUUUUUUUUUCAUUCUACAUUCCAUAACGUAACAAUCAUAUUUAUAUUAUAAUAUUAUGUCGGUAACUCGGCGAAUCUCCAAUUACACAUCAGCAUUAUAUUAUAAUUUCGGGAGAAAAAAAUGAAAAACGAAUCAUUUUUAGUGCGUGCGAAAUUCGGUGGUACGUUCGUACCUCUUCUACUAACGAUACGUACGUGGGUUUCAAUUUCAAUUAUAAUAUCAGUAUUUUCAGUAUACUUUUUAUCGUAUGCUGUACGUUAGGCAACUCGUGCGGCGGAUCCUCAGACCGACAAUAGUGAUAACAUUAUAUUGCGUUAUACCGCUCGGGUUACAAAAAAAAUAAUACUUUAGGGACGGUCGUGAAAGUAAGACGCUGAAACGAGCUAGGUACGCCCGCACGAAAAGGCCAGAACGCACCGAUGCGGGUAGCGCCGAGACAGACCGCGAAAGGUAAAAGACCCUUUGGGAAGGCCGAGAAGAGAGUAAACGAAUGGAAGUCGUAGUAAACAAGUACGUUGACGCUUCGAGUGGUGAACCGAACAUUUUGACCACGGACAUAGCUGGAGAAUAGGUUGCGAGACGGGCUAGUCCGAAUAAACCGAAUAAUGAUUUUAAAGGAUUUUUUCGUUUGUUUGCUUUUUAUUUACGUGUUGUACAAAUCGUAAAACAAUAGUUACAAUAAGCACAAGUGUUGACAUUUAUUUUCUGAAAUUUGAGAAAUUCAAACCUAUUUAACUUGAUGUGCUAAUAAUGCAUUAAGCAAAUGUUAAGUGCAACAAAAUGAUUGUCUGAUUAUCAACUUGGAAUAUUAAUUUUUUGUCAAGUACCACCUAUUUAGUUUCGGUGCGAAAAAAAUGUGUCAUAUUUUAACAGUAUUUUUUUUUCCUUUUAAAUUUAUGUUUGUUAUAUUAGGUUGAUUUUUAUACAUUUGUAAUGUGGGUAAAAUAUGCACAUUGACAGUGAGGUCGAUGACAUCAAAAGUUGAUAAAAAUUAUUUUUAUAUUUUGUAUUAUUAUUAUAAUUAUUUGUUUUUUUUUCGUCUGUCUAUAUAUGACUUUUCGUCCAGAAAUCUUGAUUCGAUUAUCGACUCGGGAGAGAUAUUUCGUACCAAAUUUUUGGUGGAGUUGGCGCAUUAUUGAAGAGAAUAUUUUUUUUUUAUUUUCCUUGUUGUUUUCUUGAUAAUUAGGAAACAACAGAAAUAUAAUUUUUUCUAAUGUUUUUAAUUUUUUUGAUUCAUUCAUAGGAACCUAAAAUUUUCAUAGAAUAGGUACACGAACUCUUUCUAGACAUAGUGAAGUAUUCAAAUAAUUCUGGCGAUUUUUGAACUAUUUCUAGCUUUGUGAAUAUGUUUUUUGUUGGUUAAAAAUUUGAAGUGAGUGAACGUUAAAAUCGCGAAUGUACGCCAAUAAAAAAAAAAAAAGUAAAGCUUAUAAAAUUUGAUUAUAUUGCCCGUUAUAUAUUAUGACUCGUGGUACGACUUCUGUACAUUUUAAUCGUAACCGGAAACCGGUUCCAAACUCCUUUACCGUCCUACCGAUUACAUAUUAUUAUUGAUACAGGACUUUGAUAAGUGUUAUUUUCGUCAUCUUUCGAAGUCACGUGCGUAAAUGUACGACUUCAAUAACAUUCGCUUUGGAAAAAAAAAAAAAACUAUAAUACUUAACCCGAAGAAACGACCGGUUAAAAAAUGUAUUUUCAAAACGCGCGGAAAUCAUUAUUCACGUAUUUUUUUUUUUUUUUUUUUUUUUUUUUUAUGUAUAUAUAUAUAUAUGGAUAGGCUGAUUUUUAUUAUUAUAAGCUCGAGUGUUGAGCCACUACGGCAUUGUGAUAAAGCGAUAAUAUCCCGUUACCGGAGCACGGUUACGAGGGGAACAAAAAAAAAAAUGUAACAGUACUUAUACCGCGGUGCCUAUUAUAUUAUAGGCGGGCGGGUACUUAUCACCACUCGUCGAACUAUCGUCGUUUCGAAUAAAUCACCCACGAAAUAAUAACAAUAAUAAUAACGAUAAUGAUAAUAAUAAUAAUAAUAAAUACAUAUUCCGGUUCGUUUUACACGCCGUAUGUACGCGUAAGUGCAUUGUGCGGCGUUUAAAAAUAGGCGCACCAGUAGGCAGGUACAUAGUGUAACAUUAUAGGAAUAAAAAAUACCGUUCACGCCUGAUCGUGGAGAGAGAAAAAAAAAAAAUAAUAAAUUAUAUACAGUGUUUACUCGUAUGGGAUAACAUGUAUAAUAUGGAUCGUGGGUACUUUUGUAGGUAUUUUUUGAUACGAUUCGAUUUGUAAUACAAAUUGUUAUUAUUUAUUAUUAUUUUUUUUUUUAUAUUUUUUCCAAUCAAUCCCCGCAGUAAUAUCUUCGGCGGUCAUGCGAGACAAACGUAUUAAACGUGCAUGCACGUUAAAUAGACCGGAUUGUCUAAUGAACAACGUCGGCGGUGGCGCGACGAGCGUCGUGUCUGAUCUCAGAAAAUAGGUAAUCGUUUUUCUUACGGUUUUAUUUAUUUUUUAGACGCCGCCACCGCCGCCGUUGGAUAACACGCGAAAUAAUUCGAUUGACAAAACGCGUGGGCUUCAUCCCUCCCGGCCGAACGAUUUUUUCCUGGUGAAUAGACAGGACCUGCCGCAGUGCAGUUACCAACUGUUUUGAUAAAAUCGUCUGAAAGACAUGCAAUCUAGACGACCGCAUAACACUACGGUUUACAGUAGAAUAAAGUUUCAUUGUAUUCGAAUUAUGAGCUUUUCUACAAUACCAGAUAUCUUGUACCGAUUUCCAAGAGUAUAAAAUCUUUUCUGAAAGACGAUUUUCAGUGGUCGGUGCAUUGGAGUGGUCAUGUUUUUUUUUUUUUUUUUUUAUAUUAUUAUUUUGCUGGUAAUUUGCUUAAUAAUCGAAGAAAAAAACGAGAAAAUCGUUUAUUAUCGAUAUAACAGUUUUUUGUUUUUUUUUUCGAUUAGAUUAAAAAAUAAUCUUUCGGAUCAGACGAUUUUUCCGAAUGCUUAAACAAGUAUUUUUUAAACGCAGCAAAAUAUUCGAAAUAUUCUGGCACUUUGUUAAACUAUUUGUAAACAUAUUAAAUUUUCGAAUUUAGUUUUUAAUUAGUUUUUUAUUUAGUUAAAAUAUAUGUUCUGGCCGAGCCGAAAUAUUUGAACAUUUUUACACGAGGUUCAUUAAAAGUUUUACUCUGUGAUAGUAAAUAAAAGAAAAUUUUGACCGUUAUGUAGUAGUUUUUUUUUAUCAGCGUUUCAAGUUCACAUUUUAAUGAAAAUCUGCACGUAAAAAUCACGUUUAACCGAACUUUUUUAAAAACCGUUUUCAGUUAGGCAUAAUUUAUUAUCAAGUACAAAUAUGAACUUUAACUGUCUAUACGCAUUUUAUCUUUUUCCCAUUGUACGGGGACGGCAAAACUGGUGAAACGUACAAACAUAGUAUAAAAUGGAGUUAUGCCGAGAUUUUUGAGGAAAAAAUGUCUGGAAGUUAAAAAAAAAUAUAAUAUCUAUAUGUAAAUAUAAGUAUAAACAAUAAUUGAAUAAAAUUUAAACGGACCAAUCGACUGAAUAAUAAUGUCAAUGUAAAGUAAUAAACCGUAUUAUUAUUUAUCAAUAUUGAGUACUGAUACAAAAUCACAAAAAAGCUGAUACUGGGGACGGGUGCGGCAACUGUUGUAGGUGAGAAGUUUGGAAGAAUACACAAGAUUAUUUCUAUUAUAUCUGUAAGCAACGAUAAACCAUUGCUCGACGAAAGACGCAGUUCGGUAAUACAUAAUUUGAAUCAUCGUAAUUUUUUUUUUUGCGAUUUUCUUUUAAAUUUGAUUUAAAAACUCUUAUUAAAAAAAAAAAAAAAUCGUCCGAUGAUUUUUGGAAAUUUUGCCACGUCUAGAUAAGUCCAAUAUAACUAUAAUUACCAAGUUUCAAGUCUCUACGUGUAUUUAUAACUGAAUUACAGCAAACAAAAACUCUCAAAAAUUAAAAUUCUUUAAAAGCUCAAAAGUGGCUCAAAAGUUAUAGCGAUGAUAUCGUAAGAAAGUGAAUCAAAAAGGCAACAAAAAACGGUAUUUUGUAAUUUUUCGUAUAAAAUAUUUUUUCUGAUAGAAAACGUCGUCAGUAUUUUCGUAAAAUAAUAAAAUCGUGAAAUUGUACGUUUUCUUACGAUUUUUUCCCACUUAAGUGCUUUUAUUAAAAAAAUGGCGUCGAUAAAUGUUCUCUUCAAAGUACAAUCUAAACAACUCGAGCUUUCAGAAAAGUUGCUAUACGUAAAAAUUGGAGGAAGCAUACUAGGAAAAAACGUGUCCACAGACUAGAAGAAAGAAAGAAAGAAAGAAAAAAAAGAAAUAAACAUCUUUGUAAAACCAAUACAUUUCUCGCUUCGCUCAGAGUCCAAAAUCAAACGCAAAUAAAAUAACAAGGUAUUAUUAUUAGGCUAGUAUUUGUAAAAUACUUAUCGAAAAAGUAUAACCUAAUUUUCAACUGAUUCGUCCGAUUAGAAUUGUAUUAGUUUUUUAUCAUUUAUUUACUAUUGUUUAGUAUGUUUAAGAACCCCUGAUUAACAUACACGAAUUGCGUCCGGAAUCUAUAAGGACGCAAGUCGCGUACACAUUAUAUUUUACGGGAUGAAACCUAUGUGUUCCCACUAAAACAAUACAACAUUCAAUUUAACGUAUUAUCCGAAAACCGCAAAUUUGACCAAGGUAAUAAUGAACAAUAUUGUUAGAUAUUUUGCAAUAGUUAUCCUAUAUAAUAUUAUAAUACGAGCUUCAAUGUUUUUUGUUUACGCUUCAUUAUCUCAAAACCCGUCUGCAGGAUUCUCUCGGAAGUUGAUGUUUCAUAGUAUUUCGGGCGUAAGGAAUUCAUAGGGUCAGGUUCUUUUUUUUUUUUUUUUGGGGGGGGGGGGGGUAAUUCAUUAACGAGCUAAAACAGAGUGUCUAUGAAUCACGCAUCUUCGUGUACCAUCGACAUUAUCGUCGGAUUAUCGCCAUGCAGCAACUGAAAUUACAUAUUAAUAUAAUAUCUAUGGUGGUUACACAGUUGUCAACGGGUUGUUGUUUUUUCAUUACUAUAGUAUCCAUGUUAAUUUGACAUUUAUAAACUUUACUGCUAUUAAUUUGUUAUUAUUAUUAUUUUUUUUUUUUAAGAAGAAGAAGAUGUGCAUAUUAUUAUCCAUUACAAUAUUAUUAUAUUAAUAUAUAAUGUCAGUCAGUUUAUUUUCGUUUGAACGCGAAGAAGAAUACUAUAUUUAAUUAUGUUAUGAUGGCGUUUUUUUUUUUCGUGCGUUGUUUAACUUAAAUUAAUUAUUACGAAUUUCGAGUGCAAAAAAGAAAAGUAGUUUUUCGUAACAGUGUUACUUAUUCGUUAUUAUUUAAUUUUUUAAAACGGAAUUAAUCAAUAUUAAUAUAAAUCAAUACAUUCGCAACUAUCUUCGUCCGACUCGCAAAAAUGCACCCGAGCAAGAAACGGUGUCUUUGUACGCCCACAUUUUUGACCCGUUAGGUGUGUUAUUACGGACGAAUUUCGCAUUCACGAAAUAUAUAUAAAAAUUGUUUCAAUUCGUUUGAUUGUCAUUCGAAAAGUUCCAUUAUAUUUUAAUAAUAUAAUGUACGAAACGAGUUAAAACAGUGAUGUCGGUAUGAAUACAAUAAUAGUAUAACAACACGAAACGAUCGCGUAACUCACGUUUGAUAUGUAUGUAUAAAAAAAAAAAAAAAAACAAUAAUAAUAAUAAUAAUCCCCGUUUAAAAAGUUUUGUUCAGUAAUCCCCCUCGUUAUCCGCGGAUUUUUUCCACCGCGGUUAAGUCGGAAAUACCUUCUAUUUAAUAAUCCAUACAAUUUGUCGGUAUUAUACGAACGCUGCAGUUCGCUUCAGAUAAGGUUAGAUGAUUUUCGUUAUACCGUUAAGUAUUUGGAAUGUGUACUACGCCAUCAGAGAUAAAUGCCGUAUAAGGUACAGACGUACGAUUAAUACACAAUCGUAUACAAUAUGGUCUCGUUAUCCGCGGUGUUUUGUUAUCCGCGCAACUUUGUUGGAACCUUACACCUCCGCGAAUAACGAGGGAUUACUGUACUCCUGCCGACGGGCAUGCCACUGUUUUGUAGGUGAGAAGUUUAGGAGGUAGGACACGUAGAGUUAUUUAACAAUUUAUGACUGUGCGAAACGAUAAAUCAUUGCUAAUACGAAAUACGGUUCUUCAAAGAAGCUUAUGAAAUGAGAAAACUACGUUUUUAAAACGUCAAGCACGGCUCGCGGUGGACAUUGUGUGUUCAAAUUUUAAGCAUUUCUACUCGGCCAAAUGAAUGUCAUCAGCAAAAAACCAAAUAAAAACCAAUAAAACUCGAAAAUUCAAAUGUCCACAAAUAACUCAAAAUCGCCAAAAUGUUUUGAACGUUAAUUACUACGUUUAAAAAUUGUUAAUAAAAAACUUCUUGUGAAAUUUCCAUGUCUAUACAACUUUUUCUAACAAAAAUACAAAAGCGAAAUGAAACGUACCCGUUUUUCCUAUACGUUUCUUCCUGGUUUACCCUCAACUAAUAUGAAAACUACAUGGAAAAUCAAAAAAAUUACCUCCUCAAUGAACAAACUAGUUUGAAAAUGAUAAAAAAAAAAAGGUUUUCAUAUCGUUUUUUAACCGGGACAAUAUUUCUGGGAGACAAUUUAUUUACAGACUGUACUUCACUGUAAAAUCAAUUUAUUUUUCGUGGCACUAAUAACAUAACCUAAAAAAAAGGUGAAAUAUUUUAAAUAACAUUCAAUUUUGUUUUUUUAUAGUUUAUAUAGGAUAUUAUACUCAUAAAUAUAAUUUAUGAAAACUAAUUAAUAUUUCCCAACAUAAUAUACGUUUUUUUAAUCACUAAUCGCCUACAAAAUAUUUUAAAAUUGCGUUUCAUUCGUUACAUAUACGUAAUAUGCGUCACGCGUUUCCAGGAUACCUAAUUAUAGGUUUUAGAUUAUUAUGACAGCGUGUAAAAAUUAUUGUUAACAACAAUUUUGCAUUAUUAUAGGGCGGGUUAUCGUAAUUUAAACAAAAAUAUUCAAUUUACAUAAAUUAUACUAUCAAUAAUAACGAUAAUUUUAUAUAUACGCAUUGCCUAUGCAAUUUAUAUUUUAAUAUAUUAUCGUAUACGCAAUGCGCAUACUAUACGGUACGUUUUUGAUGUAGGUAAAAAAAAAGCACCCGAUAACUUGAAAAAAAAAAAAAAAUCAAUCGGUACGUUUAAUAAGUAUUGUAUAUAUAUAUAUAUACAUACAUAAGUGCAGGUACGUUAAUUGAUUGAAACGCGAUAUUAUUUUAUAAUGCACGUGGCUCAUUAUCAUAUUAUUAUUAUUAUUAUUAUUAUCCGAUAUACUAUCCGAGAUCAAUCGCAUCACGAUAUUGUUAUAAAUACCCUGUAUGCACAAGUAUUAUAAUACCGAAACGGACCGCUCGACGAUAUCCUUGGGCGCAGGGGCGUUCGAGAUAAAUGAUUUUCCGUCGUCGUCGUCGUCGUCGUCGCGGUCGCCGUAUAGAUCUCCGCUCGGAUACUAUUUCGUACGGUUUUACUUUCACGUCGUGGAAAUUUAUUAGGUAUAUAAUAUUAGGCACGACGGCCGUCGCCGUCAUCGUCCUACGCGCGUAUUUUAUUAUUACAUAGGCAUUAUAAUAUUGUAUCGUGUAACCUCUGUACCACCUAAUACAAACGAAUACAGAUAUUGUAUAUAUUUGUACUGUGCGGUUUAAUGUUCGAUAUCCGUAAAAACACCUCGGACACCAGGAGACCUGUACGUUUCCAGAUUCGUAUCUUCCGGAAUCGUACACGUCGGAUUUUCAUGUAGGUAUCCACGGUGGUUAAAGCGAAAAAAACCUCGAGUGUAGGGACUCUGUAUUUACGGAAUAUUGAAAAUAUCCGACCAAAGUCAAGAACCCAGCGUAAUAUUUUCUCCCGUCGUACACGUUUUUUUCCUGGAACGUUAAGUUCAGAUGAUUUAUAAACGCACCCAUCCUCUCAUUUAAAAACAAAAACCCAAAAAGUCACUUCCUCCCCCGGCCCACUGCUAUCAAAGACAUCAGCUAAACGGAACGGAUAGUUUUACUUUAAAGAAGAGAGACUCGGGGCUCCCACUGCCGCCCCAUCUCCGAACCAAUGGGUAAUCACUGUAGCUUCCGCCUAUAAUUUCAUGCACCAGUCCUUCCCUUGGCAGUUCGAUUUUUUUGAGGAAAUCGCCGUUUGGUUAUCGCUUAUUUCACAAAAUUAAUUUUUCCUUUGAUCAUUUUUUCCUAUCCGUCGGUCUUCCUAGAGUCUAGCGAAUCUCACUGAGAAAUUACGACAAAUCACAAUAGUACUUCUUCCAAGAAUGCCAUCAAAAAUCACCAACUUGAACUGAAAAUUAAUAAAGAAAUGUCGAAACUGAAGAAAAAAAUAGCGAAAGAUGGAACGUACGAUGUUUAAUGUGUACGUUUUAUUGGCCGUUUUACACGACCGAUAAAAGCGUACAAUAUGCCGUAUAGUAUGUAAACUCUCGUCGGUUAAUAUAGGUUUUCGAUAUUUUCUCCGAUUUUGUAAAAUUUAAAAAUUAUUCGGAACAUUCUAAAGACCACAUCAAAUAUACGAAUUUUCCACUAAUCUAUUGUUCGCGCGAGAGUGUGCAUGAUUUAUUGUUAACAUAAUAUUUGUCUACUACUCGUUUUAACGAAAACAUUUUACAGACCUCAUUGAACUCCGAUUCACCGUCUGAUUUCAAAAAUAAUGAUGGAAAAAAUAGUAAAAAUUGACCUUUACUCGUACGAGCAUGUUUGAAUAUUCAAAAAAAAAAAAAAUUAAAAAAAAAAAAAUGAAUAAUGAUCGAAAUCGGACUCGUCUACACGACGUGUAUUCGAGGCAUGAGAGUUUGUCCCGUGAGGCGUGUCUUUUGAGCCUAAUAAACGAUCUGGCACCGGGCCCCUUAAGCGUGUCACGAAUAGUUUAUUAAAUUAUUACGUUGUGGCUUGUGUAAUAAUAAUACGGUGUACGACCGUAAUAAUAUUAUAACCGGGCGAAUCGCGAUGAUCUUCGAUUUACAAGAUCAGACAUACACAGAGAGAGAGAGAGAGAGAGAGAGAGAGAGAGAGCGUGGCAUAAAAAAAUAAAUCGUAAUAUAAUAACGAAAUAUUAACGCUCGAAUUGGCCAUACAGGGUGAUUCGUUCAUCGUGAACAGACCAUUGUCUCGUAUGAUUUGAAGCUAGUAUGAUUUCAUCAGUCUAUUCAAACCACUCUAAACCGUCAUAAUUCGUAAAAUCUGCGUUCAAAAGGAGGCGGAGCGAAGGUUCAUAAAAAGCGUACCCGUUACGCUAGUACACGGAGCGCGGUCAUUUAAAACCGCGAUAAAAUUCGAUGUUUAAAUGAUUCUUAUAAUGAUUGGAAAGGGGGGGGGGAAAGAAACCAGAAAUCGAACUCCCUUCGAAAUCAUCCGAGAACAUCGGUGUUUCACGAUCGAUGGAUCGCUCUGUAUAACGAUGUUAUCGGGACGAUUUACGCACAGAUUGUACACCGUUUCCGAUAUCGGCACUUCCCACGUAGUUAAAUAUUAUAAUCGUAAGCACAUGGCGUUUAUGAUAAUAGAUUUUCGAAAAAAAAAAAAAAAAAAAAAAAAAAUGUAAAAAAACACCGGGGUGUGUGCGAGCGUGUUUAUCGGCCACGACUACAAAUCAUCCGUAAUCAUACGGUCCGCGUAAAAUUAAAUCAAUAUUAUACCCGUUUAAAAUCGUAAUAUUAUGUACACUCGAUAUUGGGGGUCGCUAUCGUAACCUAUACUCGCGUCCGAUACGACGACAACGACGUGUAUUUAUGAAGGCUUUUAUUAUUAUUAUUAUAUAAUUUUUUUUUUUUUUUUUUUUUUUAUAACAAAGCGGAUCCGACUGAUAAUAAUACUAUCGGUGUUUGGUUUCUACCGACGCGCGGCGGUCGAACGAUUACAGUAUUUAUUUUCGGCGCGUGUGGCACAAUAAUAUUAUCAUAUUAAUAACAUUAAAAAGAAACGGAAAAUUCGAAAAUCGAGGACGAUAUUUUAUCGACACGUCCCGUGCACGCAUCGCGGUGAGAAUGCCAGAAUAAAAAAAAAAAAAAAAUGUUCCGGAGUAAAAAUGACCAAAUUCAAAAACGUCCUCCUACGAGUGAACGUGUAAAAACGUUGAAACAUUUUUUUUUUUUUUUUUUAUUAUUGUAAUUUGGUUAGAAUAAUCGUUGAGUUGAAAUUGUAAUCGCGGACGAAUUCGAACGGUUUGAUUAUUGAACGCAAUGAGGAAGAUAUUGGUUUUAUUGUAACGAGUGGCAUUCGUUUUUUUCUUGUAAACAAAUUUUUCAUCAGAAAUUUUUUUCCAAUUAAAAAACGAUAAUUGAGCUUUUUUGGAGCAUUUUGAAUAUUUUUGGUUUAUACGGAGAUAGUUUGUCGUAUAGUGUUCUAAAUAAUUGGGAAAAAAAACGUAGGAAAAUCGCGAAUGUUUACGGCAUUAACGGGUCUAUUAUUUUCGAUUUUUUUUUUUUUAUUAUUGUAAUUUGGUUAGAAUAAUCGUUGAGACCAGACAUUUUUACAACGAUUUUAUUCUAACCUUUUUUAAGAGCUGGUAAAAUGUAAAAAAAAUUCUGAAGUUUUUUGAGCAAUUUAUAGGCAUUUGACAUUUACGAAUUCGUUUUGAGUUUUUAUAUGGUUUAAUGAGGACAAAAUUGUUCGGCCAAAUAGAAAUGCUAGACAAUUUCAUAUGAAGUUUAUUGUAUAUUUAAUAUAGCAGGUAUAAAAAAAAAAAAAAACCGAACGCAAUGUAGUAUUUUUUUAAAUUUUUUUUCUUGAAGGCAUUAAUUUUUCAAAUUUUAAUAAAAUUCACGUUGUUCGCGUACUAUUUUACCAUAUUCUAUGUUUAACUUAAUAGAAGAAGAGAACGAAAUUUGAAAUUUGAGAACAAUUUUUUACUCACUUCUUGUGGUCUGAUCAAUGUGAAAUUUCGCAUACUCUUAUACAAUAAUCAAUAUAAUCGGAUUUUUUCGAAUUCACCUGUUCUCCAAAUUUAAUUGACCGAAUUGCUUUUGGGCUUUUAGGAUAAAAUAAUAUCAAAUUAUUGAGAAUGCCACUAUUAUUCGUACACUCUUAAUUAAAAAUAAUUCGUAGUUAGACGUUCAGUUUUAACACAUUUUAUCAACUCUCGUCACUCGAUUACUUAUUUAAUUUUCAUUUCUUUGAGAAUCCGUAAUUGACGUUAUAUGAUGUGUAUUAUGACGUAUUGGAUCCAUGGUUUUCGCUUUUAUUUAUUUUACCGUUCAAUAAUCAACUCCAAUUUGCUUAAUUAAGGAGCGAUUAUUUUUUUUUUUUACACUUGCUAUAAAUAACUAGUUAAUUUUCAAUCUCCUGAACGCACCACUAAAUAUUUACAAUCCGCGUGCUAUAUAAACAGUAUGAUUAGAUAGUAUUUGCUCGACAAUUUGUUAACAGUUCCGCGUUGUAUAUACCGACUUAGGUGUAUCGUGGUAUACACGUGACGGGACAAAACAACUGUGUUGAACAUUAUGAUCAUUCUUGGUUUUCAAAGAAAUAACCGCAAACACUUGGUAGAUUUUAUCGUUUCCGCUAUGACAAAAACGAUUUUGAAAAAAUUAAUAAUAAUAACGUUUCAUUCAACUUUUUUUAACUUAACUCGGUUAAUUAAUAUUUUUUUUUUUUUUUAAAUUUAUGACCAUAGAAUAUUAUAAUCAUUAGAUGUAAACUGUGCUGGGAUUUUUCAGCACUGAAAAUAACUGAUAUAUGCGCCAUAGUGUCACCUAAAAACAUGCAAAAUGAUAAAAAUACAAUUUUUUUAAUUUUUAAUUUUUUUAAAAUACAUAAAUACAACCGAUAACAAGUCAUACAUAUAAACUGUUCGAAAUAGAUUAUAAAUGAAACGAAAAUGCAUGUGUAUUUUUCUUAUGAAUUCACACAAUAAUAAUAGAUUUUUUCUACUAAUCAUGAAAAACACAAAAUAAAUAAUUAGUUAUAUAUUAUACAUAUUAUCAAAAAAUAUGAAUAUUGAAAAAUAGCACUAAAAACCUAAAAUACUUCAAAUAUGCAAAGAAUAUCAAUAUAAAAUUUCACAUUUUGAGUCUCCGGUGCAUGAAACAAAUUGCAAAACUCAUUCUGCUAUUUUUAUCUGUAUCCUAUAAUAAUGAACAAAUGUUAUAAAAUCCGCGCCCUGGAUAUAAGGAAUAAAGUGUGUGCGACAGUGAUAAUAAUAAUCAUUAUUAAAUUGUGUUCUCGAAUCCUGCGAUUUCCUGCUAUUCGUAUUAUCGUAUACGAAAACGUGUCCGGUGUACGUGUAAAUAAAAAUAAUAAUAAUAAUAUAUACAAACAUAAGAAGUAAAUCAUGGAAUAAAAAAAUUAAAAAAAAAACGAAAUUUAAAAAAAAAAAAAGGAAUUGUAUUGAUUUAUAGUGGUAGGAUUAUAUUGGCUUGGCUAUUGGGAAAAAAAAAAAAAAAAAAAAUAUAAAAAACUUCGGAAAUUUUACGUACAUACAAAAUGUCAAAUAUAGAAAAACGGAAACCGAUAGUUAUUUAUAUUGAAUAAAUAAUACGUCGUAUUAUGAAUUAUGUAAAAUAAACGUAUCGUUUUUGUUUUUUUUUAUUUUGUCUACAAACAUGUAAACAUAUAAAUUGAUGUACGUUAUAAAAAAAAAACGAAAAAAAAAAAUUUAGGUAGACAUAACGUUACAUUACGAAUAAAAAUGCAUACUCUAUUGUAUUUCGUCGUUUAUAUAAUAUUAAUAAUAAUUAUCGCUGUAUAAUUUAACACGGGAUUUAUCAUACGAUUCAUUCGGUGAUAAAAAAAGAAAAGAAAGUAAAACAUGAUGUAGUAGUUUUUUUUUUUUAAUAUACGCGUUGAAAAUUCAAAUGUUUUAGAAAAUCGUGAACAUCACGGCGUUUUACAACGUGUAACGCGCACGUGCGUCCUCCAUCCCUAUCAUUAUAUCCACUUCACGCCAUCGGUAAAAAAUACUGACGACUCGAUAUCCGAUUUUUGUAUCAGUCUUCAGUAUCGCUCUUUCAUACUGACAGUACGUCAUCAGUAGUCACCACAUUUCGCGAUCAAUAAAAUACUGUCAAUAGCGUUAGUCGUGUGUGGAGGGCCGCUUUAUAGUCCAUUUAAAACAUUGACAGAUAUACUCGUUAUAUAAUUUUUAAUAGUAAUGUUAAACCUACAUCCAAAAUCUAUAUUAAUUGUCCGUGCGGACUGCCGUAAUGUGGAAGUCCGCUGUCCCGUAUGCUUUGAUACCAUUUAAAAGAUUAUCGCUUCAGCAGUAUUAACGUAACACGGCAUUUCGCAUGUUACAGCUGUAGCGGUAAUGUCCGUCAAUGUGUUAAAACCGAGAUCAUAAUAACAAAUAAACAAAUAAAAUAAUAUUAUCUAAUAAUAGUUUAACCGUUGAUUAAAUCAAACGUGUCGUACACCAGUGGUUCUCAAACUGGGGGCGUAGGGAAGCGUGAAAAUUUUGACGGGGUGUGACCUGAGAUGCACGUUACCACAGUUGUCGCCAAACAUUAAAAAAUCGAUCGGAACUUGGCAGUGCCGGCCCUCUCAUUAAUUUGUAUCCGCUUAAUAAGAAUAAAUGUAAAUUUAAUGCUUAAAAAAGUGAACAUAAUAUAAUUUGUUUUAAUAAAUUUAAAUUGUAAUCAUUUUUUUUUCCUAACAAAUAAAUUCAUUAGAUAUUUAAAAAAACGAGCAUAUAUCGGAUGUAGCCACUGUUGUAGAUAGGAAGUUAGGAAUAUAGGAUACAGAAGGGAAUUUAAUGUAAAUCUUUAAGAAAAAAAAAAUUACAUAAAAACAUAUUCGCUACAUUCAGAAGAUAAAAAAAACUCUGUUGAUUUUCAUUCAUAUUAGCCCAAUACCCUAUAUGAUUCAUAUAUCACACGUAAUUCAAUCUUAUUGCGGUGAGGGGGGGGGGCGUGGCAUCAUAAAAUAGUAUGAAAGGAGGCAUGUACCACGAAAGGUUGAGAAUCUUGGUCUAUACUACACGUACGUACACAAUAUACAUAAUAUGUCAACGUCAACCGAAUUCGUGUUUUGUACGUCAACAUUGACCGAAAUCGUCGUGUAAAUGUCGACGUUGCCGCCAGUUAAUGUCCGUAUUUUUUUCAUUUGUCAACAUUCAUCGGGUAACUGUCAGCGUCCGCCAACCGCGGACAUUCACAGUUAUUUACGUUACAGUCAAAUUUCCCGUGAAAUACUUUUCUUUUUCGAAAAAUGAUAUUGUUAAAGUUUAUUAACACUAUUAAUACACCAUUUAUGUCAAUAUAUAGGUUUUGAUUUGAAAAUCCAAAGUGGGUAUAGUCCUUUUCGGGCCCCCGAAAAAUACACGCGACAAAAAUAAGGACAUCGUGAAAUUUUAGAAUUUAUAGUGCUAGAAAGUUUUACAAUUUUUGUUUUUUUUUUUUUUUAUUUUAAAAACAUAAGAAUUUUAUGGAAAAUUAAACAGUAAUAUUCGUUUCAGUGAGCAUCUCGAAAACCCAGGAUAGCUAUUAUUGAAAAUACGUAGCGUUUGGAUUAGUUAUUUAAAAUUAUUAUUCGAAUUACUGUGUUAAGAUAUAUUUUUGUGUUUUUUUUUUUCCAGGCCGAACGUGUGCCGGUCGCGGUUUAGAAACUACUGUUGUCCGGGCUGGACGUUGAAACACGCGACCGGACUCUGUAUCGUCCGUGAGUACAUUAUGUUAUUAAUAAUUAUUUUUUUUACACGCUUUUAUCAAUUGCUAAUUGCAUCUCAAGUGUUGUUGUUUUUUUUUUUUUUUAUUAUUAUUAUUAUUAUUAAUAUUAUUGUUGGUUAUAAACACAUAAAACGGCUGAGGACAUACUGCCAUUAUAUACGCUUCGUUAAUUGCGACCACAAAAAUAAUAACAACUACCCGUUUUAAAUGUGCGCGAUGUGUCGUCGUUCACAAUAUCACUCGCAUCGUCACCGACGAGAGAUCAAAAGUGAUUUGAAAGUGUAAACAGUAGACAAUUUUAAUCAAUGUUGUUAUUUCAAUAUCGACCAUUCUGCGUUGUAAAACGUUGUAAUUUAUCGUCUCCGGACGAAAUCGCGCUCGUCCUCGGGACGUACAACGCAACUGCGUACAACAUAGAAAUUAAAAUUGUGACGCUAAAGUUGAAAUAGUUAGAACUUAAACGCAAAUAACAAGCAAAUCUAAAGAGGCCACUGUUUUUUGACGGCACUACGUCACGUCCAUAAUAUUUCCUCUACCCUGCUGUGUUCGAUCGAAUUAGGACUUGCGUUGGCACGUUGACAUCUCGCACAAAAUACCGAGAUGAACGUUUCGAUUCGUUAUUUGCACAUUAGUAGCGAAAUUAAUUAUUCGCGGCUGCCCGAACUAACCGGUUAAAAAUUCCGAUUGCAAAUUGCCGCAAAUCAGGAAUCGAUCGGACCAAGUGGGGGGAGCUACUUCGCUCACGUCACUUCGUCGCUUUUUUUUUUUUUUUGUGUCUGUAAACAACUAAACAAAGCAGUUAACACUAUAUGUCACUUUUGCUUUUUAAAUUCUGAAUGGAGCUAAGGAUCUUUUGGUUUUAAUAUGAUGUGAUUUUUUUUUUUUUUUGUGUCUGUAAACAACUAAACUAUUUCUGUUAGAUAACCUCGCAACUAUGGGGUUUUUUCGAAAGUUUGUGUUCCAGAGAUUUAAGGGAGGAGAAUUCGGUUCGGGGCUUAAAGAGAGUGUCGGAAUUAUAUGCGUCUUUAUAUAAUUUUCGGUCGGUAAUAUUCGGACGAUCGCCGUGCAGCAAUACUUUAAUAAUAUCUAUGGCGUUGUCAUCGGGUCAUUGUUUUGUCAUACAGUAUCCAUGUCAAUGAAAUAAAAAGACCUUUUCAUUUUCCUAAUUACGUUUUACGCCUGCCUGUAAAUUGUUUUCUCGGCGCUGUCUGCAGUAUUUGUUACGGUUCGAUUUAAUUAUUUUAACUUCCACCGAAGGAGACGCUUUACCGUUUACCGUGAGUUCAUUACUUGAAUUAUUUUUAUCACAUCUUUAAUUGAAACUAACUUCUCGGGGUUUUUUAAUAAAUUCGAUCUGUCCAUCCGUUAGGUAUUUAUUCUAUUUUAUUGAUUUUUUAGCGACACAUUUACUGUUGCAUCGGAUAAGUUUUUUAAUAAAGGCCAAAAAACGCUUUUCGAAAAAAAAAAUCUUGUCCCAGUCUAUAGAGUGUAGUACUUUUUCUGAAAAUAAAUUGUGUCUAGUUGGUGCACUAGACGGGUCAUUUUUUGAUUUUUCUAGAGAUUUUUAAAAUAAUUCAGAAAAAAUAAAAACCUUAUGGUUUCCCUUAGAAUCAUUGCUUCAAUCGAAAAAUAAUAACAGCUUUUUAGACCGAAAUCGUCAAAAUUACGACAUUUAAAAAUAUGUCUUACCGAACUUCGCUCCGACAAUGGUUUAUUUUUGCGUACAGAUAUAAAUUAAAUAAAUUCAUGUAUCCCAACUACCCAAUAAACCAUGUACAGUGGCCCCACCCACACCACUAUCAGCUAUUUUUUUUAAAAAUAACUAUACACGAAAAAUAUUUUCCUUCUAAAUGCAUUUAUUUGCGUUUAAACCCUAUGAUUUCAAUAUAACACGCAUUGCAAUUUGUAUAAAAUUCGUUUUAUACACAAUGUUUUAAACGUAUCGACUGCGACGAUGGUUAUAAUCCAACUUAACUUUUCGUUUGCUCUCAGCCGUGUGCAACAGACCGUGCAACGGCGGUCGGUGCAUCAAGCCGAACAUGUGUCUGUGCGACGAGGGCUCGGUCAGAUCGGCGUGUCUGCCCGACGACCUCCGGGACACUUACAACAGGGACGAUGAGCAGCCGCGGCCGCAGCUGCCGUCGUCCUCGCCAGACCGCGUGGAGGAUACACCAUCGUCGGGGGCGAGUGCAUCGGCUACUGGUAGCGGGAACACAGGAGGCGUCAGCGGUGGCGGGAACGUCGGAGGAGGCGGCAGGUCAGUGGCGACUCCGGCCUCGCAGAUCACCAACACGAGAAACGCGUGCAAGUAUCCGUGUCUGAACGGCGGCACCUGCACCCAGGGAUCGGUUUGCACGUGCCGACAGGGUUACGCUGGCGAAAAUUGUGCGGAACGUAAGUAUAAUAUCUCAUUGACGUAGUUCCAGCUAUUCCAUUACGGUGUUUGCGGCAAAUAUGCGCAAAAGACACAAAAAAUCGUUUUUUCCUUUUAUGUUUUCUUUAGUGAAUCGGUAACAGUAAUAUUUUAGUCGAUUUAAAUCUGAAAACCAUCAAAAAUCACAAUGGCGAUUAUUGCGUGUGACAUAUUUGAAUGUUGAAAAUGAAUUAUUUUAGUUAUUUCACCAUUAGGACAUGUUGAAAAUCCGUUAAGCUAUGAAUAUUCAUCAAGAGAGUGCAUUAGCGUGCAAACUUGAAAAAAUAUACUUUUUAAAAUAGUACGAAAUACGUUGUUAUUGUCUAAAACGGACGUUUAAAUUAUGGUACUCCGUUAAAAAAAUUACUCGAGUACGAAUACAGAUAUUUCAUGAAUAUUAUUCAUAAAUACUUUCAAAAAUUACUUGUUUUCAUACACAUUAUCCUAUAUACGUUUAGAGUCUUUAACAUUAGAUUUUUUUUUUAAAUUUAACUUUCGAUACAUUAUAUUUACGUAUUACGGUGUAGUGCGGUGCGGUUAAAUUGUUAAGAGGGCGUAAUACUCGCAUUUGCCAUCUCUGACAUACAAACGUACACGUCACAGAAAAUCUACGUUUCGCAGGAACAAUAUCGUGCUGUUAGUUUAAUAUUAGAGUGAAUUGGAUUAUUAUGAAACUUAAGGAUAAGAACAUUAUCUGUACAACGUUGGCGCUACUUUUGCGCUGCAUGAAUUACGAAUAGAAAAACGAGUAUAUGUGAAACAUCACAAUUUAUUAACGCUUAUAUCGCACUUGAAAUUAUUGAAAUUUCGACGUUGCACAGACAAUGUUUGACAAUAUUUGAGUUUGACACACUCGUUAUCUCGGAGAGUAUUAACUUUUUCCAUAAUUUAUUUUCUAGAACAUUUAAAAAACAAGCAGCUCUACAGUUUAAUAUUUAUGUUAUUUUUUUGUCACCCGUAUUUUCGGGAGUAAAAUCACUAUAUUCAUUUGAUUUUCAAAUGGCAACCUAAAAUAUUAAAAAGUUCAUAAAUACAUGGAGUAUAAGUGAACAUAAAUUUUAGUGUUUUUAAUAUGUAUUUAACAUGAAGUAUUAGUUAACAUAAAUUUUAGUGUUGACAUUUUUGAUUUCCGUCGAUUAUUUGACGAGAUAUUCCACUUUUAAGUUUGGGUUUUAGGAAAGUAAUGGAGUAUCCAUUUGUGGGGCGGUACGGCACGCGGCGUGUUAAAAAUGCGCCACUAUUCUUCUCCAACAUAAACUUAAAACUGGAAUAUCUCGUCAACGGGUUGACAGAAAUCAAAAAUGUCAACAUUCAAAUUUGUUUUAACUAAUACUCUCAAUUUAUUUAUGGGAUCUUUAAUAUAGGUUGCAAUUUUAAAAUCAAAAGUGGUUUUUUACCCCAAAAAUAAGGGUGACAUAAAACAAAAUAAAUAUAAAAUUGUUUAGCCGCUCGUUUCUUAAAUGUUCUAGAAAACAAAUCCCGAAAAAAGUUAAUUGUUUCCGAUAAUGAGUGUAUACCCACUGAUGAUCUAUUUAGGUGGCUAAAUAGAUCAUCCGGUAUCACGCUCUCUUAAUGUCUAUUACAAACGGAAAAAGAUGUUGAAAAUUAGAAAACGCAUUUACAAAAAGGAUACCUUCAAAUAUUGUGCCUUUGCAAAACAUAUUUUGAAAUACUUACGUACGUGCGUGCGUACAAUACUCCGAAGCGAUUAUUGUGCUGCACGCGUUCGAAUAUUUGUUUUAUUUAAAAAUACUUUUAUUCGAAUAUUUAACACGUCUACGCGCGUGCCUAUUAAAACAAUAUUAUGUAAAUUUACAUUUUUUUUUUUUUUUUUGUUUUCUUUUGCAGCCAUUUGUCGGGACGGAUGUUUGAACGGAGGUCGGUGCAUCGGCCCCGAUCGGUGUGCGUGCGUGUACGGAUACGCGGGCCGGAGAUGUGAAGCCGGUGGGUAAAUAUUUGUUGGCGGUAAAAUUUGCGAUUGGACGUGUCCGGCGACACGAGUCGGGUCGUUAGCCGUGAAGUGUGAUUUUUUCGGCGGCCUUAUGAUAAUUUAUUAUUAUACGUCUCGCGCUCGGAGGGACGUGUAUUUCUUGGACCGAGUCCAAAUUAGUAUGUAAUAUCAUGUUCGGGACACGCGCGAAAAACCAUAUCUAUAUAAUAUCAGCAAAUAUAUUCUGAUACGGUCGCUAAAAAAAAAAAAAAAACUACCCGGUGGUAGUUUAGUUUUAGCUGGACGUAAAAACGGUAUGAUUUUCACGUAUACAAGGUGAUCGAUCCACCCAUAAGACACUCAUUAUCUCGGAAAGCGUUAACUCUUUUCGGCUUUCAAAAACGUUUUGUUUUAGAGGACAUUUAGCAAACGAGCAGCUCUACGAUAUUAAAUCUAUGUUAACUUUGGUCAUCCAUAUAUCAGAUGGGUAAAACCGCUAAUUACUUUUGAUUUUAAAACGGCAAACUACAUAAAAAAAAAUCCCAUCAAUAGAUACGGACUAUUAGUUAAAAAACAUUUUGGUAUUGACAUUUUUGAUUUCCGUCGAUCCGUUGAACUAGCGUUCAGUUGAAUCGAUUUUGCUCGGUUGUUAGUUUUGUAUUGACAUUAUUAAAGUGAAUCGAAUUAUUAUCAAACUUCAAUUUUUUUUGUUUGUAAUUUGGGUUUUUUUUUUUGAUGUUUAAACUUUAAGUGAUGAGAUAUGAACAUGUGUAAUAUCUUCUUGUACCAUGGCCCCUGCUCUAAGACCACACUGAUGUUCAACUUUCCCUUUCCAAUGCCAAACCCUCCAAUUCACUCCGAAUUUCACUUUUCCCACAGCCUCAUUUACGUAUCUUUCCAUAUUAAUCUUGGGUGUCUUACCAACGUUUUCCACAAUAUUCGAACCUCAAUAAAUUUUUACCAACUCUCUAUUUUCCUGUACUUACGUGUACACUCGCUGCAUAUUUCUUCCUAAGUACAUAUGAGUUCUUACCGAGUUUUCGCAGCUUGUAUGCAUAAGUUAUAACUGUUUUUCUAUAAACGAUAUAAUAUUUGAAUCGUUAGAUUUUCAACAAGACAAUAUCCUAGAACGUAUAGGAAAUUUGUUAUUCCAAAGUGAUAAAAAAAACGGAGUACACGAUGUUUCAAAAAAUGAAACACCUCCGAGUAUUUAAAAACGACGCCGAACUAAAAGAUGGAGAAUGGGAAAUGUGACAAUUGAAAACUUUUUAAAAUUCACUUAAAAAUAAAAAUAUAUGGAAAAAACCGUCGUCCAAACACAGAAUUGGUUCUCAAACGGAUACCUUUAAGAUUAAUAAUAUAAUUCGAUUCGCUGUCCUUGAUGUUAAAACUAACGGAGGAAAAUCGGUUUUACUCAAUGCAAAUUGUGUGUGUUUCUAAGACGGAUACAACAAAACGAUUGUGCGUAUAUGACGUACUCUCAAUAACAAUAGUACUUAUUAUAUUGUAGGCAGUUUCGACGUCGCUAAAAAUAAUUUAGGCGAUCACCCGCGAGAUUCUGUUGUGCCUGUAUUUAUAAAUGAUUGCGUUUGUUCUUUUUUUAAAAAUGUUAAUCGUGUAUUGUUUUUAAAAAAAGAAAAAAAAUACAUAUACAUAUACAUAAAUAAUAUAUCCGUUCGAACGCAAUUAUUGGCGCUUAAUUAAUAUUUUUUUAUCCGUCUUCUCAUCUUCUAUACGGUAUUGUUGUUGCUAACACUUCUUUUGAUUUUAGAUUACCGAAUUGGCCCGUGUUAUACCAGAGUGAUCAACGAUAUGUGCCAAGGACAACUCGAGGGUGUCGUCUGCACCAAACAAUUAUGUUGCGCGACAAUAGGCCAAGCUUGGGGACAUCCGUGCGAACAAUGUUCGCUGAGUUACGACUGUGACGUUGGUUUUCUCAAAAACUUGCACACUAACCAAUGCAUAGGUGGGUACACACCUACUUGUUAAAGCUGUCGGUUGUACACGGAAUAAUUAAUAAUUUGUUCACGAAUCGCGAUAUUGGAUGGUAUUCAAAAAUAAUAUCAUGCCGUUACUUUGGACGCAAUACAAAAAAAAAAAAAAAAACUAUGAUAUACCUAAUACGAACCGAUGAUUGAUGUUCUGUUGUAGGCGAUUAUUAUUUCUCGAAACCGGCGAAAUUUAAUUUGGGUUUAUUGGAACGACAACAAUUUUAGCAUACUCUACAAAAAAUUAACGUUUUUAAGUUUGUUAAAAGAAAUAUUACGCGAAAUUAUUUUGAUCGAUCUUUGUUAAAAUGUAAACUUUAAACGUUUAAAAUAACUACUACAUUACACUAAAUUGUUUUUUUUUUUGUUAUUUCUAGGACAGAGUAGUUAAGGUAAAAUUAGAAAAAUAUAUACGUAAAAAAUUUAAAAUAUUCAUUUAAAUCCAUUAGAUACGCAAAAAAAUACGCACAACAAAAUUUAUAUUUUAGAUAAAUUAUCUAUCGUUCUGUAGUUCCAAUUUUUACAUUUACAAUAUAUCUUCCGUGUACAUCUAUUUUUUAAUCUACGGAAAUUUAUAUUUUAUUUCCAAUAACGUAUUUUCUAAUUUGAUCCAUAGUUUCUAAGUAGCAAUUAUUUGUAUACGUUUUUCUCAGUGUAUAUUUUUCAAGAACCGAUCGGAAUUAAACAUUAGAAAUCGUAUACAAAGGAAUGUUUUCACACAUCAUAAUCUUGCAUAAAUCAUGUGAAAAACGGAUGUUUUUUGUUUGACGGUUGUGAUAUAAAUUGUCGUUUAAUGCAGGUACCUACGAUAGUCCACAUACGUAUAGUCUACACGGGCAUAGUAUAUAUUAUAAUUCCAUAAAGUUUUUAAAUUGUCAAAAUAUGUAAAAAAAAAAAAAAUUGUUAUAUUCCAUCUUUGGCGCCUAUAUGAACGCAAUAAUGAUUUCGAGUUAUUUUUUUGUAAUUCAGUUAAAAAUAAUCGCUUAUACAUAAUAUUAUAAUGUCGCAUAGGCGGGAUUCGCUGCAUCUCAAUACCUCCAAUAGCAUUUAGACCAAUCGCUUAGGUAGUUUAUAGUGAGGACAAAAUGUGGGUCUUAGUUUAUAAUUUUUAAAUUGUCAUAACUGUACACAUUUGACACACAUCGGAGGCUUUUUAUGGUGUCGACGCCGACGUCAGUUUGGUCGAUUUUGAUUUUUUUUUUUUUGUUUUUUUUUUUUUUUUUUUUUUUUUUUUAGAUAUUGACGAGUGCGAGGCGAUACCGGGUAUUUGUAAAGGCGGCGCGUGUUUGAACACGAUGGGGUCUUUCAAGUGCGUAUGCCCCGAAGGUCGAGUGCACAACGAAGUGACGAACGUUUGCGAAGACGAGAACGAAUGCAAAAAAGGCGACCCGAACAUUUGCCAAGACGGUUAUUGCGUAAACACGGACAGUUCGUAUUAUUGUAUAUGCAAACAGGGGUUCGUGCCCACCACGGACCGAAAAGGAUGUAUAGGUUAGUGAUCUGAGUACUGUUAUAAUGGCAAUGUUAAAAUUGUUUUAUCUGUUUAAUAAGCCGGGUUUUUUUAGAAAAAAAAGUAAAAUUAAAAAAAUUGUUUUUUCUCGAAAUUCGUCUGCAGACACUCAGCAGGGCAACUGUUACACGCAACUCACGUCGAAUAUGGAUUGCUCCGAGCCGUUGGGAAUGAAACUUUCGAAAAAAGAUUGUUGCUGCGGCAAAGACAUGGGCAAGGGUUGGGGAAACACUUGCGAACAUUGUCCAUCACAAGGAAUGGGUAAAUAUUUUUAAUGGCAAAAAAAUUGUAUUUUCAUACCGAUAUACCGUUUACUAUAGCAAAUUAUAUUAGCAUUUAUAGUUACAUAAAAAAAAAACGUGGUAACGAAUUUUUAAUACAACCACCGGUAUAGCUAACGAAAUAUGGUAAAAUCAUUGUUAACAGACGAUGAUUUGAAAACCGUAUUUUGUAUGUUUUAUUGCGAUUAAAAAUACAUGUAUAGAGCUCAAUGCGUUUUUGAAUGGCGGCGUCGUAAAUGUAAAAUAAAAUUGCAUACGCAUACCCACGCAGUACACAGAUUGAGCAAUGAUAUCGUCGACUCUGUAUUACAGCCGAGCACGUAAAACUCUGUCUCGGGGGUAGAGUGAAUCAGACGAUACUGAAUUUGGUAGACGAAUGCGGAUUAAGACCGGAAAUUUGCGGAUCCGGAGGAAAGUGCAUCGACACCGUGGACGGGUACGCGUGUGAAUGUCAUCACGGUUUCACGAAAAGCAGACACGAGGACUCGCAAGUGUGUGAAGGCUAGUCAUCUAUGUGUAAAUAACGCUUUAGAAACAACGUACGCAUUAUCAGACGGCAUUAACUGUCAACGGAUUUUUCGUUUUUUUUUUUUUUUUUCUGUAGACAUCAACGAGUGCUUGCAACAGGGUAUUUGCAAUAACGGACAGUGUACCAACACUCCGGGAAGUUUUAUAUGCUCUUGUCCGCCCGGAUACGAUUUAGCUUCGGACGGAACACGGUGCAUAGGUAAAUAUUAUUUACACUUAAAUGUACGACGAUUGUGUAAUUUCACUGACUGAUUUUCUAACACUGGUUGAACCCGUUAGACCACAACGAAUGUGAAAAAAACGGCAUGUGCGCAAACGGAAAAUGUUUAAACAUACAAGGAUCAUUCCAAUGCCGUUGCAAGACAGGAUUCGUCAUGUCGAAAACCGGACACUCUUGUAUAGGUAAACCGUUUUUAGACUAAUAUAAUACAUUUGAGCCAUAAGCCUUUCAUUUAACUCAACCUAACCAUGUGCCUUGGACCCUGAUUUCUGACUCCUUUCUAUAACCCUCUGAUUGACCUUAUUCAUCCUACAGUUGUUUUUUGUUUCUCUUUUUUUUUUCUUUUUUUUUUAAAAACGUAUUCGUUUUUAGAUAUCGACGAGUGUUACGAAAACCCGAGAAUUUGCCUAAACGGUAAAUGCCGAAAUACCCCGGGUUCGUACAUAUGCGAAUGUCAGCCGGGCUAUACGGUUUCACCAGACGGAACGUUUUGUACCGAUAUAAACGAAUGCGAGAAAAAACCCGAUCUCUGUAGAAACGGCAAAUGCGCGAAUACCGACGGAUCGUACAAGUGCGUUUGCGAUUCCGGUUACAGAUUGUCACCCGAUCGACAGAACUGCAUAGGUACGUAUCGAUAUAAUAUCUCGCGACAACGCCAAUAACAAUAAUAUUAUUUACCAUAAAUAUUUUGAUUUUUUUUUUUUUUUUUGAGAUAUCGACGAAUGCGUGCACGGAGGAGGUCCUUGUCAAAAUGGCAAAUGUGUAAAUACGGCAGGAAGUUAUCGGUGCGAAUGUCAAGACGGAUUUUAUUUGGGACUCGACGGACGCACGUGUUUGGGUAAGUCGUUAUAAUAAACACUAUAUUGCCUACGAAUAUUAACGAAAUGUCAUUCCGAUAUCGAUGGUAUUCAGACACUCUCCGUGACCUGUGCUACGCUAACUACCAGCAAGGCUCGUGUUUACAACCACUGAACACCCCGAUGACGAAAUCGAGCUGUUGCUGUUCGUACGGCGUGGCCGGUCAAACUCCCGGAUGGGGUUCGCCGUGCACGAAAUGCCCUUCGCCGGACAGUUUGGAGUUCAAAGCGCUUUGUCCGCUAGGUUCCGGGAUGACUUACAACGGGGACGGUUGGUAUCGUUCGGUUACGAACGAAAAUAAACGAUAAACGAUAAUCCAUAAUAGGUAAUGGUUUAUUCGUCGUUUUAGAUAUAAACGAGUGCGCUCAAAAUCCGGCCGUGUGUUCCAACGGCGCUUGCGAAAACACAAUAGGAAACUAUCGCUGUAUAUGCGAUUCAGGUUACGAAGUGGACGACACGGGCAAGACGUGCAAAGAUAUCAACGAGUGCGAUAUGGAGGACACGAUAUGCAACGGAGGGCAGUGUCGCAACACGCCGGGAAAUUUCCAGGUAUGUAAUAAUACGAUAACAUUUUAAGAGAUGCGGGGAAAAACGGCGUGGUUUGUUCCUGAACGAAUGCAUAAACAUUAUGCAAAAAGCUAGGGGAAAAAAAUACAACGUUUUUGAGUUUCAAGAGUUUAUAAAAUGCCUAUUGCCGUCGAAAAAAGAUCAUUGCGUCCAGGCGGAAACGGGGAAAAGUGAUCAGUGUUUGGGUUUUCGGUUUCGAUCUAUAACUAUUACGUCAUUUAAUUAAACUUUGAUAAAUAAUUGAAUUUAUCUCAUAGCCUUUUCGAGUUCGGAAAUUUUAAAACCGAAAUACCGAAUAUUUCGAGAACAUUGACCGCGGUACCUUAUUUGUACAGUUGUUGCUCGUAUCGUUUUGUAAAAUAAUAAUAUACAUUGUAUUUACCAUAUAUUUCAGUGCACGUGUCCCGUCGGAACCGCAUUGAACCCCCAAAGUCAAGCGUGCGAGGACGUAGACGAAUGCGAUGAGCUCGGUCUUAACGCGUGUGUAGCGGGUCAAUGCGUGAACACGUUGGGGUCUUUCGAAUGCGAAUGUCCACCGGGCACCGUUUUGGACAGUACCGGGCGAGUUUGUUUGGGUAAGGUCGCAAACACAGAAGAAUAAUGUUUACAGUCCUAUUGUUUAUUUGGAGUCCGACCAGCCCGGUUCUAAAUCUCCACCUGACACUCCCGCGUCAUCGGUGUGCACCCAACAGUUCUCAUUAUCGAUCUCUCUACAUCGUGUCCAACCUCCCAUUUUAAUUUUCCUCUUCACCUACUUCAAUCCACAUCCGUUUGUAAAACUAUUCUUACUGCUUCUGGAAUCAUUGCGUUUUGUUAGAUGUCCACACCAUCGUCAAACUCGGUCUAUUAUCUUUAAUUUUAUCAACUAUCGAAUCAACAUCAAUUUAUUUAUUUAAUUUAUACCCAUAUGAUAUAACGGCCGUUACAAUCUCAUUUUUUAUGACUCAUUCUAAUGACUCCGCUUUUCAGUCCAAACACACUCAUAUCUACUGCAUUUAUUAUGUUGCUUUUUCUUUUAGUCUGCUCUCCCAUAUUUUGCACCGUACAGCAUGACAGGCCUCAUCACGAUUUUGUAAAAUUUACGUUUUAAUAUAAUCUUUUAUUGUUACAAAAAUCGCCUAACGUCACAAAUACGAGGGGACACCCACAAGUAACUGGACUAAUGUGAGGGGAGCGUGGUUUUUUUAUUACCGUUUUAGACCCGUAGUAUUAUUUAGAGUAAUCAAUUGCCAGUUAGUUUGCAGAGUGAUUUCAUUGGAUCGGUUCAAUUCACCAAUUUUGAACCUUUUUGUAUACUUUGUUUUGUGUACUUGUCGUUUUCUCAAUGGUUGAUUUCCCCAUGGCCAAAUAGAUUCUCGUAAAGUCAUUCGUGUAAGUCGUUUUCAAUAUUUCAAGUAUUUUCUUAUCAUUUUUCCCAAACAGGAAGCAAAACUUCACGAUAUUUCGCUGUUUGUAAAAAUCACUUAUAAAAAUAAAACGACAAUUAGUAAACAAAACUGCUAAUAAAACAGGUUAAAAACAGUCGAAAAAAAUCGUCUCCAGCGACAUCGGUUAGUAAACUAACCGGCAAUAUUCAACUCUAAGCGAUACUACCGGCAGAAAUUAUUAGAAAUUUAAUACGAAAAUUCCGCUUCUCCCAUCGCAUUAGUCCGGUUAAUUGCGGGUACCCCUAGACAUAUUGAAUAUUCGUAUAUAGUUAUACUCCAAUUAUGAUGUAUUUACGAUUAAAAAAAAAUAAAUAUUUUUUCCAAAUAUUGUUCAUGUACUUUUUAUAGACAAUCGUCGCGGUUCGUGUUGGACACGUUUGACCGGGGGUAGGUGUGAAAACAACCUCGCGCAGCUCACGUUAAAAUCGGAUUGUUGUUGUUCAAUCGGACUGGCUUGGGGCAGUCCAUGCGAGCCGUGCAAACAAGAAGACUGUGGCAGUGAUUGUAACAAAGGAUACGUGGUAAACUGUUUUUUUUUUUUUUUACCGAUCUCCGAUCUCGGCACGGCGGCGUCGAUUGUACACAUUCAUUUUUUUUGUUUCUACUUAGGCCGUCGGUAAAAUGUGUCGCGAUAUAAACGAAUGUGAGUUGAGCCCGGGAAUUUGUAGAGGCGGAGGCACUUGCGUAAAUACGGAAGGAUCGUUUACUUGCGUUUGUCCUCCCGGAUUGACAUUGGAUACUACCGGUAUGAACCCACAAGUCUAAAUAAAUAUUUAUAGACACAUGUAUUUAAAUUACCUACACCUGAUUUUCUUUUUGUCACGCAGGAACUGUUUGUUUGGAUAUACGAGAAGAAAAGUGUUACACGGAUUUCAAACACGGGGCCGGUAUCAAUCCGUUGGACGGACUUUAUCCGAAAUGCAUUUGUUGUUGUUCCACCAUAGGGAAAUCUUGGGGCGGAGGGACAGAAGUGUCGCUUGGUAGAAGCGAAUCUUGUCCUCGGCGCGGUACUCCGGCUUUCACCGAACUAUGUCCAAAAGUAAACGAAAUGUUAUUAAAAGGGGACGUCAUACCCGCGCGUUCUGUCUCAAUUCAACUAACUGUACGGGCAAUAUAGCAAAAUCGACCUUACGCAGAUUGCGUAGAACUCGUUUGAUUUUUGUUUUAGAGUAAAAUCACUUUUUAUAAGAUUAAAACAAGACAAUAUUCCGAAGAGAAAUAUGAUGCGUUUUCCCUUAUUAUUUUAAUAUUAUUAUUCCGAAUGUGACAUUGAAUACAUUUUUUAGAAGAAAAUAAAACAAAUUUAAAAAAUAAAUAAAUGCACAGUCUUGCCCUUCGGAAUAAUGUCCUUUUUUAAUUUUGUAAUUAACUUCUGUUUUAUCGACCGUUAAUGGGAUUGAGACAGCGCAUGCGGGUAUAAAGUUUUCUCAACCUUAUAAAAAAAAAAAAAAAACCAGCUAUUUAAUUUUUUAUCGCAAUAACAGGGCCCCGGUUUUAUCGAUCGCAAAGAUAUUAACGAAUGUAUCGAAUUCCCCGGCAUAUGCAGUAACGGACGAUGCAAAAAUACGAUGGGAGGUUUCACGUGCAAAUGCAGUCAAGGGUACGCUCUGGACGAAUCGGGAAUUCGCUGUGUCGGUGAGAUUUCAAGAUUUUAAGCGUGUGCAGUUUCGAUGAAAAUAUUACGUAUGGUUGUAAAAUUUGUACAUCGUUCUUUUUUUAGAUAUCGACGAAUGCAGUAUCAUGCACGGUGUUUGUGGAGACGGGGAGUGUCAAAAUAUACCGGGAAGUUUCGUGUGCAAAUGCAAAGAAGGAUACGAAACUUCGCAGCUGAUGCAAGUUUGCAUGGGUAACAAUUAAUGCAUAGAAUUAUAAACACUGUAUUAAUAACUGCGCGUAAUAUUAUUUAAUAUUUUAUUUUUUCCGAAUUAUUCAAAGAUAUCGACGAAUGCGAGAGAACACCCGGAUUAUGUCGCGGGGGCACGUGUAAAAAUACCCCGGGUAGUUAUAAAUGCGAAUGUCCUCCGGGUCACGAGUUGUCCGCGGACAAGCAAAGUUGCAAAGGUUUGUAUAAAAAAGAGAUUAUUUUUUAAGCGAUUAUUUCCGAUAAUUAUAUUAUUUGUUUUUUUUUUUUGUUUACAGAUAUCGACGAAUGUUCGAGGACUAGCGGGAUCUGUUCAAACGGAGUUUGCGAGAAUUUGAUGGGAACGUAUCAAUGUGUGUGCGACGACGGCUACAGGCAAACGGACCAGAAAUUUUAUUGCGAAGGUAAUAUAUGUUAUAAUACAGUUGGUAAAUAAUUUGUUGUUUUAAUGAAUACCGGGAGCAAAUAGGGGGAAAUACACGUCAUCGAAUAUAUUAUAACAAUGUUUUAAUAAUUAGUUUUGUUUUAACAUUAUACUAGAGUGUAAAUAUCGUUUGAAAAUCGAUUCUGAGCGAAAUUUAAUUGGACAUGUUUUUAAAUGCCGCGAUUUUGAAUCCAAAAUAUUUUAAAUGAUUCUAAAUAGUUCAAAAAUCAUCCUAUUAUUUUUAGAAUUGUACCGCGUCUAGAAUGUACUGAUAUAAGUAUUCGAUGAAAUAUUAGGUCUACUAGUAAACAGCAGAAAUCGUCAUCGCAUAGAUUUUUUUCCCAUUUCCGAUGGUUUUUUUUUCUCAAUUGUUAAGAAAACUAUAAGGAAAAUUUAAAAAAAAAAAACAGAGACUUCCCAAUGCACUAACUAGACUAAAUUCGCCACCAAAAUCCACCCUUAAUGUUAACGAUCGGAGUAAUAUUUCUAUUAUAAAAAUUGUUAACAGACAAAAACAUAAGUUCCUCGUACGUUUAGAAUCUAAAAAUGUUUAGCGACUUUUUUUGUUUUUUUUAUAGACAUUAACGAGUGUGAGACGAACAACGGCGGAUGCACGUCUCUAUGUGUCAACAUGCCGGGUAGUUACAUGUGCUCGUGCAAGUGUGUAGUAUUAUAAGAACAGUGUUUUUUUUUUUUAUUUUUUAUUUAGUAAUAUUAUUCAUUUACUCGGAUUUUUUUGGUUUAUGUAUAGAGACGGAUUUAAUUUGUUAGCCGACAAACGAACCUGCGUGGACGUAGACGAAUGCGAACAAAACCCUAGAAUUUGUAACGGAGGCCAGUGUAACAACACGAUCGGCAGUUAUCUGUGCUCUUGUUCGGGAGGUUUACUCCAAGGCGCCGACGGUUCGUCGUGUUUAGGCAAGUACAAUCGACACGGUUAUCGGAUUAUUUCAAUCAUCAUAAUAUUAUUGUUGCCGAGAAUAAAAUCGAAAUGUACGAUAAUUUGCUCGAACAGAUAUAAACGAAUGCGACGAGAAGGACCGGUGUGGCAACGGCAUUUGCAGCAAUACGAUCGGGUCGUACACUUGUCGGUGCGAAGAAGGAUAUUCGGCCAAACUGGAUUCCGGCCCCGGGUGUACCGACGAAGACGAAUGCGAAAUGGGCACUCACAGAUGUGACGUGAACGCGGCGUGUAUUAAUAAUCCGGUAAAAUUACAAAAUAUCGUAUACGUAAAAAUACGGAAAAUCGAAUACGCGUCCCAGCCGAUUCAAAAAUAUAAUAUUCUGUCUCAAGUGAAUUGCAAUAAAAAAAUUAUCAUCUUUUGGUAUUUUCAGGGGUCGUACGGAUGCCGGUGCCAAGACGGAUUUACCGGUAACGGAUACAACUGUAUGGAUAUCAACGAGUGUUUAACCAACAACGGAGGGUGCGAUCAAAACGCACAGUGCAUAAACGAAGAAGGCUCGUUCAAGGUGAACGAUAUGACACACAACUAUAAUAAAAACACGUUUAAUUAAAAAAAAAAAAAAACAUUUCAAUUAUUCGAAUACGAAAAAAAUUAUGUGUCCGUCCGACCGUCCAUUUGUAUAUAUACCUAUGUAUCUAACGAAACGAUAUCGGUGUUCUAUAUCGGGAGGGGGGGGGGAGAACAGGUUUAAAAAAAGUCAUUCAUAAGAUUACAAAUUUUUGUUUGGAAAAUGUAUAAAUAAUAAUAUUAGAUUCUAAGCGAAACGGGAAAUGGUUUUGUUUUACUGUGGUUUUUCUAACCUUAUAGGAAUUUCGCGUAGCAUUUUUGAUCUUGUCGGUACAUUAAAAAAGUCGUUUUUUUUAAUUUUCCUCAUAGUGUUCCCGACGAAUAGGAAAAUCUAGCAAUUUUUCGUAUAGUCGUUGUUGAUUUUCGGGCGACUUUGGCGACAAGGAAAAAACACUACUUAUUAUUAUAUUCCGCUCAAAAUCUUUUUCCGUUAGCAACGGUUGCGUGAAGAUACAAAUCAAAUUACUUUAUGUGUCUCCUCCCCCCCUGACUGUUUUCCUAAAACAGUUUCAUCGGCAAUACCAGCUUUUUUUCUAUUGUUGUCCUAUGUGUUUAGUGUGUGUGCGACGACGGUUUUCGCGGGGACGGUUACAUUUGUACGGACAUAGACGAAUGUUCGGAAGACUCGACGCUAUGCGAGAACGGCCACUGUUUGAACUAUCCGGGAUCGUUCAGAUGCGAAUGCGAAAUGGGUUUCAUCAAUCCGGACGACAAGAACGAAAGAUCUUGCAACGGUGAGAAUUCGAUUUGUUCGCAUUAGUUUUUAAAAAUCGUUAUGCUAAUACUGUAAUAUCGUAUUUCAAUAUCGUCUAUACUUGUAUGUUUUCUAUAUUACAAUACGAUAACUUACUGUAACCGAACAAUACAUUUAAUAGAUAUAAACGAAUGCCACAUGUUCAACAAUUUGUGUGUGUUUGGAAAUUGCGAAAACAUAUUCGGAACGUUUAGAUGCGAGUGUAACGAAGGAUACCAAUUGGACAACACCGGAGGUAAACGAUCAGAUAAAUCGUAUAAAUCUUAGUUAAAAAUCGUUUCGUGUGAAUUUCACAAAACAAAUAAAAUAACCGUCAUUAUUAUCUAUAGGGAAUUGCACCGACAUAAACGAAUGCGAAAGCCCCCAGGCGUGUCUGUACGGCGAAUGUAUUAACAACGAAGGCAAUUACACGUGCAAAUGUCCGCCGAAUUAUCAAUUGGUUUCGGCCGGAAACGCAUGUGUCGGUAAGCGGUUUAUUUUUUUUUAUGACAGUGUACACGGGAAUUUUCGUUCAGCAUUUAAAUAUUAUUAAAUACCGACUGAAAAACGAUUCGCGGCGAAUAAUUUUGAAAUAUAUUUAAACAAACAAACACGUUCGGAUGAAUACUGAUUAGAUAUUAGAUACGAUACUAGAUGUUUUCUAUAAGAACAGUCCUGAUUUUCGGAAAACGUUUCGAGAUCGUACACAACACGUUUGUUAUCGUUUAAAUUUUUUUUUUUCAUCGGAAAUUAGACAAGAGAGAAGGACGUUGCUAUAUGGAAGCGGAAGAACGAGGCGGCAGAAAACUCUGCCAUCACGAAAUGGGAUCGCCGGUGUCGAAAGCCACGUGUUGCUGUUCCGUGGGCAAAGCUUGGGGUACUAAAUGCGAAUCGUGCCCCGCAGUAGACACGGAACAAUACAAGGCCCUUUGUCCCGGAGGGACGGGUUACAGACCCAAUCCGACUACCGUAAUAUUAUUAUAUCGGAAUACUAAUUCAAAUAUUCAUUGGCCAUUUGUAUCACACACAAUUUGAUUAUACAUUUUUUUUUUUUUUUUUUAUAUAUAAAUAAGGUAAUACUCGAAGACGUGAACGAAUGCGAAGAACACGACAAUCUGUGUAAAAACGGCCACUGUACCAACACGUUCGGGAGUUACAUGUGUUCGUGCAACGAAGGCUACCGACUAGACAACACCAGUACAUUCUGUUAUGGUAAUGUAAGAAGCACAAACUGAUCGGACGUUGUGUACACUCGUAGUUACUCGUGUUUUAUAAACGUUUUUUAGAUAUCAACGAAUGUCUUGAAACCCCGGAGAUAUGCGGCGUAGGUUACUGUUUGAACGACGUGGGCACCUAUCAUUGCGAUUGCCCCGACGGAUACAUGUUACUGCCCAACGGGAGUACGUCGAUAAUAUUUGCGUCGUUAAAAAACCCAUACGCACAGGCCUGUUAAAUUGAUAAUAAUCGUAAUGUUUUCAUAGAGGAAUGCGUGGACAUGCGAAAGGAAAACUGUUUUUUGAACUACACAGACGGCCAGUGUUCAGUGCCCAUGUCCAACAGUCAAACCAGGAUGAUAUGCUGUUGUUCGAUGGGCCAAGCUUGGGGUUCACCGUGUCAACCUUGCCCGGCGUUGAGUACCAGUACGUUUCGGAUUAUCGUUUUAUAAAUAAUAUAAGGCGAGCGCUACUAUUAUUGUUGUUUUUUGUGUACCCAAGAGGAAUACCUGUUGCUGUGCGGAUCAAGACCCGGUUUGAUUAUGAAUCCGAUGACCAACCAGACCGAAGAAAUUGACGAGUGCGUGCUAAUGCCGAACAUGUGCAAUCACGGCACGUGCGUCAACACGCCCGGAAGCUUUCAUUGUUCGUGUGACAGCGGUUACGUGUACGACGCUAACUCUCACCAGUGUAUCGGUAUGAGUUGUUAUUAUUUUUUUUUUAAUAUUUUGUUUACGGUACAUUGAACAAUAGUGUAGCAAAUAUGAUAAUAUAUAGAAGGGUAAGUGAAGUCACUCAAGGAGAUAGGACAAAAACAGUAGAAUGUGCGUAAUACAUGUAUGUAGUUUAACAGUUGAUGAGAUAAGAUAGAAUCGAUCUAGGUGGUUUGGACGAAUCAGAGAUUGAAUGUCGGGGACAAAACGGAAGAGACGGUUGGACACGAUUGAGAGUGUUAAAAAGACUAUUGACGUGUGUAUUAACGAUGUGGGAGACCGAGUUAUGCGGAAUAUCAGGGUCAAGGGUUCUCCUCGAAAUAAAUGAGUCUGACGAGGGAGAAGGAAAAACACUGUACUUGUUUCGUUAAUGCGAGUGGCUGAAUACGAAUUCUACGGACGAUUAUUGUUAACGAAAUUUGUCGUAGACGAUAACGAAUGUUUACGCAUACCGACUCCGUGUCGAGGAAUCGCGCAGUGUGUGAACACUCCCGGUUCUUUUGAAUGCCAGUGUCCCGAAGGAUACAAGCUCGGACCGACCGCAAGAGAGUGUGUGGGUGAGUCGUCAUUUAGCUAAAUAAUGUUAUCUAUACGGGUUUUUGACUUCAAUGAAUGUUCGAAGACAUCGACGAGUGCUACGAACGCGAAGGAAUCUGCCGGGAUGGCGAAUGCACCAAUCUGGACGGAAGUUUUCAAUGCGUUUGCCAUAACGGAUAUGCGUUGACAGCUUCUCGCGAUACUUGUGUGGACGUCGACGAGUGCAGUCGACACACGAAUGUGUGCAACAACGGUACUUGCCUGAACUCCGUAGGCUCGUUCAAGUGCAAUUGCUUUGACGGAUUCAAAUUGAGCCACAAUAACGAUUGCAUAGGUAUGUGAACACGCUAUAUUAAAUUGUUAGACGUAGCGUAAUCUCGUAACGACUUGGAUUCAUUUCGUUCACAGAUGUGGACGAGUGUAGAAUGAUGCCGUUCCUUUGUAGAAACGGUCGUUGUAAAAAUACUAUGGGAGCGUACAGCUGCGAAUGUACGUCCGGUUAUGUACUGUCCACGGAUGGUCAACAUUGUAGAGAUGUCGACGAAUGUAUCGAGGUAACUGCGUAAUAUCGUUCGCGUGUCGUGACGAUAUUUUUAUUAUGUGUACUACACGCGAUUCAGAAUUCGUAUACACUAUGUAAUGUGUAUUCCGAAUCGUACUACUGGGAGUAUCGACUAACAUUAUGUCCAUUUCAAUUAAUAUUUCAGUUACCAGACACAUGUCCUCAACCGGGAAAAUGUCAAAAUUUGAUGGGUUCGUUUUUGUGUACGUGUCCGCCCGGCUAUCGACUAUCGGCUGCUAAAAAUUCGUGUCUAGGCGAGUUAAAAAUAAAAAAAAAUUAUAUUUUAAUUUCGCGGUUUACUCGGAUAUUUUUUAUUUUUAUUUUUUUUUUUCCUGCAGACAUUAACGAAUGUCAAGAAAUGCCCGGCAUAUGCGACGGGGGAACUUGUAUGAACACGGACGGCGGUGUAAUAUGCGACUGUCCCGAGGGUUUCGUUCUCAGCUCCAGCGGAAUGAAAUGUGUAGACAUGAGGCAAGACUAUUGUUACGACACAUUCAUGUUCGGUUAGUAUAUUGCGUUCGUUUAAUCAGCAAUAAAAUCGUUGUUAUUAAUAUCAAUGUUAUCACGUCGUUCACGCGCAUCAGGCAAUUGUCUAGACCCGAGAAAACAGAGAAUCACAGAAAAAGAAUGCUGUUGUUCGUCGGGAGACGGAUGGGGAAAACUCUGUACCGCUUGUCCGAAGCCCGGCAGUGGUAACGAUUAUAGUUUUUUUUUUUUUUUUUAAUUUCUACGCGCGUUUACGUAAUGAUAUUAUUCAAACCCCUCGUCGAUUUCAGCCGCGUUUAUGAAAUUGUGUCCCGAAGGCGUCGGCCGCGGGGACAAAGGCGAAGACCUGAACGAAUGCGAUUUCAUGACGAACCCGUGCGACGGCGGUGAAUGUAUAAACACGGACGGGUCUUACCGAUGCGAAUGCCCGGUAGGAUACACACUGGAUUCGACCGGAAAGAAAUGCGUGGACGAGAACGAAUGCAAAAUCAACGUAAACAUAUGCGGAAACGGUACUUGCACGAAUUUACAAGGCGGAUUCGAAUGCAUCUGCGCGGACGGAUUCGCUCCGGGGCCGACCCAAGUAUGAGAUAAUAUUUCAAACCGAAAACCCAAUGCCCAAUGAUAUCUGUGUAGUUUGACUAACGCGAUUUCGAUUUCAACCAGGUAUGCGAAGACAUCAACGAAUGUCUCGAAAUGUCCAAUCAGUGUGCGUUCCGUUGUCACAACGUGCCCGGAUCGUACAGGUGUAUAUGUCCGUACGGAUACGCUUUGGCGCCGGACGGUAGACACUGUCAAGGUAUGUGACAACAACAAUAUCGUUAGGAUUCUGUGCAGUUGCCAGACAGUUCUUUACCAGACGGUACUAUUUAAUGGCGGAAUUCACGUAUAUUCCCGUGUUUUACGUCCGGAAAUAACGAGAUAAAUCCGUUUAAUCGUACGGGCGAAAAACAAUACGAAUCCGAACGUUUUGGCCGUUAUAAACGGCUCGCAUCUCGAAAACUGCGCGGGUUUUUUUUUUUUUAUUUUUUCACGGUGUAAUUUGUCGCUCGAUCAACGUUGUAAAAUCAGUUUCAUUAUGAACUCGAUGUUUUUAAAACGGACCUUUUUUCGCGCUCCCUGAAAAGUCUUGAAAACCGGAGCUCUCUGGUUAUUGCGCAAAAUCGCUUUACAUUGAUCUACCUAAAUAUGCUCUGUCGCGCGGUCGAGAACGACGAAACGAAAAUUAUCAAUCAAUGUAAACCAUCGGUUGUUGUUGACACGGUUUAGUGAUUUUUGUUUGUCCAACACAGACGUCGACGAGUGCCAGACGCCGGCCAACAAUUGUAAAUUCGCGUGCAAAAACCUGAUCGGUUCGUUCGCGUGCAUAUGUCCCGAAGGGUACGUUCAAACGGGCACGGAUGAGUGCCGGGACAUCAACGAGUGUGCAGACAAUCCGGAUCUGUGUCAGGACGGAUUUUGCGUCAACCUGCAGGGCUCGUACAAAUGCGACUGCUAUGACGGCUUCAAACCGAGUAACGACGGAAAACAGUGCAUAGGUACGUGUUAAUAUCGAACAAAUACGGCGGUUGGAAAUCACCACUUUCGGUGUAGUGCGCUAUCACAACCGCUACGUUUCUAAAAACAAACAAAAAACUUGUCUCCUACAGUCGUUGCUUCUCCUCGUUAAAAGUUUAGAGCGCUAGCAAACUUCGCUCACGACAACAGUUAAUAUUUAGAUUUUACGGUUUCCGACGAGAAAAACGGAAACUAUGUUUUGUUUUUACUGUAGAACGAAAUUUAAAACAAUAUAAAUUCGUGAUUUUAUGUUGAUAUGAAGUAGCGUUUUUUUCGGCGUUUUCCCGUGAAAAAUAUGGUGUUUUAGUAGCUUUAUAAUUGCACGCUACUUACCAAAAUAAACGAAUAGCGCGCUAGUUCCAACCACUGCUAAUAAUUUUAUUACGAUAUCGGUAUGACAAGAAGUUUUGUGCGACGAUGAUAACGAAAAAAAAAAAAAAUAUUCUUCAUUGUUUUUCCGCAAGAUUCCCGAGUCGGAUAUUGCUACAGACAUUUGCUGAACGGCCGGUGCAUCAAUCACGGUAGCAGCGGAGGCGGUGACGUCACGAGCGUCGUGGCUUACAAGUCCGUGACGAAAGCCGACUGUUGUUGUUCAAUGGCCGCGGCCUGGGGACCUUACUGUCAACCGUGUCCGUCUCCGUCUUCGGAUUCGUUCAGACAGCUCUGUCUGGAAUCCGGUUACACGAUCGACGGCCAAGGCGAGUGCGAUACACUGCGUUUUUGCAUAACCUCUGUCGGCCCAGGACUAAAAACAUCGUCGAUAAUAUCGAUUGUUCUAAAUUUUACAGACAUAAACGAAUGCGAAACGUUGCCGGACUUGUGCGCCAACGGGCGGUGCAUAAACACGUUGGGAUCAUACAGGUGCAGUUGCAACAAAGCGUACCGAGUGGAUCACACUGGAACCCAUUGUAACGGUGAGUGCAGAGUUGGAGUGUUUUUUAAGUAAGUUCUCUGGGUCCGAACGGGCUGUUUAUGCAGCUAAGUCUGUUGUACUCUUAUUGGAGGGGGGAGUGGUAACCGGAAGGAGUCCAGGGAAGGUGUGGUCUAUCUGCCCGUGGAGCGUUUUUAAGGGAGGAAAGAGUGGACACGCAGUGGAUAUUCGCCAAAAAAAAAAAAUUGCACCGGCGUGAAUAUAUAUAUUUCCGAUAAUUGUGUUUUACACGGUUCUUAUCAUAUUCAGAAAACCGCGGUCCCUCGAAGGCUUUGUACUCUGAGUGUACUUAGUGAUAUUACUACGAAUCAUCGCAAAAUUGUCCUCGAAAAGCUGGAUCAUAUGAGCUCAUAGACGGGAAUUGGAAAUAUGUUUUUUUUUUUUUUUUUUUUAGUUUUAUAAACUCCUAAAUACUCCUAAAAUGAAGCCAGGGGUUCGUAAUUUCGCGUGUGCGGGGCAUUAGUAACAGCAAGAUGACUUUCGGGGGGGAUUUAAACUCUCAACCUCAAGCAUUUUAAUGCUGAAAUUGCACGAUUUUUCGGGAACAGUAGGUCCUACAAAGAAUAUCUACAAUGGAAUAUAAAAUUGGCGGCAGUGGAUUUUGGUCAAAUUUUAAUUCAUGAUUUUUGUACUCACCCGACCGCAAAUCUUCUUACAGACAUUAACGAGUGCCUGGCCGUGCCGCCGCCUUGCGAGAUGUCGUGUCAGAAUCUGGAAGGUGGUUACGCGUGCGGCUGUUCCGCCGGAUACCUGUUGAAUCCCGACAACGCCACUUGCCGAGACCUGGACGAAUGUUCUACCGGCCAGCACGUCUGCCAGCAGCUGUGCAUCAACACUCUAGGGUCGUACAAGUGCGGAUGUCAAUCGGGUUACCGACAGGUCGGCGACCACUGUUUAGGUACCUACAAUAAUACGAAUCAUAAUUGUACCGGCAACAGCGAUAUUAUGCAUUUUCCUGUUCGCACCGAAACCCGCGCGCGUGUAAGGUUUAAACGUCUCGUUGACAACGGUAAUAUUAAGAUGGAGUAAAAUAAAAAAAAAAAAAAAAACAAACAAACAAAAUCGUUAAACGUUUAAAUACUAUGUAUACAGAAGGAUUGAUGUAGUCGACAAUCGCGAAUCGUAUUCCACCCCGCCCUAUCGAUUUCACGGCGUAAUCGGUAUUCACAUCCCUGUCAAAAAGUCGACGAGAAGGAGGUCCGCACGACAGAAUUCUGGACAAUUGUUUCAAUGUUAAAACUGUUAAAUUACCCGGAAAACGUUUAGUCUCGUACUAUUUUGAUAAUAUAGGCGGAAAUUUUCGCCUAUUUAUUACAUAUACACGUAUUUUUUUUUUUUUUUCGGGAGGUGGGAGUUAGAGUAUUGACAAUACGAGUAUAUAUUAGAUAACAUUUGGUUUCCGAUACGCACGCGGAGAUCAGCAGAACACAAUUCGGAAAUUAUUGAAUUUUUUCGUAAUUUGUUUUCACCGUUUUCGAACAAUUCAAUGGGCGAACAGCUCUAUAAAAUGUUACGCUGAUGUUAUUGAAAAUUACACGGAUGUAUGAAGUUUUAGAUUAGAUACAUUUUGGGUUUCAAUGCGUUUAAUUCCCGUCGCUAACCCAUUAACGUUUUGUUAGUGGUAGGGGAGUAGUAGAGAACGAUUCAAACGCGUCACAUUGUGUACCCGUCGCCAACGUUCAGAUAAUUCGUCUCUACGGUGAUGACAUCGUUGUCGGUUGGCUUUUUAUUAUAAUAUGGUAUCCGCGUCAUUGAAACAGAAAGAAGAAGGUCUUUUCGUUUUUUUUUUUUUUUUUGCUAUUUUUACUAUUUUUUUAUGUCUGGCUGUAAAUAAAUAUUCGUAUCACGGUGCUCUUAUAGCAAAUUGUAUAGUUUGAUUUUAAUUUCCGCCGAAGAAGAUAUUUCACCUAAUAUUUACCGUAAGUUUAUUGAGUUUAUUUGUAUUAUUUCAUUAGUUAUAAAUUACAAUUUAACUCUCGGUAAUUCUAAUAAAGUUGUUCUCUCUUACUGUCUAUCGCAAUAUCGCAUUCAGGAAUUCCUUUUUUAUUUUAUUUUUUUAGCGGAUUAUUUACACAUUACAUAUUGUGGUUUAUUAUAGCACAUUGUAAUAUAUUACAUAAUUAUUUGAUGGUUAAAAGUUUUCUAACAUUUUGGGAGGAACAUAAUAUCCUUAACCCCCACCCCCCACCACCCCACCCCAGAAUAUCCAAUUGAUCUAUAGGUUAGGUAUUUACUAUUUUAUUUUUAAUACAAUUUAUACGUAAAUAUUGGGUAAUUUUUCAAUAGAAGUCAAUAAAUUAGCGUGUGUUUUCGACUAGCUCGUAAAACUGCACCCGAGCAAGACUUAACCUUCGGGGGUAUAAUUUCAUUUACAACACGAAAUAAUAUUUUAAUAUUGCAUAACGUGCUGUAGUCUAACGGUAUUUUAUUCGUCGAGGAAAGCGUAUAGCAGUUGUUAUAACCGUCCGAUAGAUAGCGCUCGCGGAACGUAAACGAAUGAAUUUUAAUACGUUUUGAACAUAAUUAUUUGUUAUCUACUCGAGUUUACUAUGUGAAUAACAUUAAAUAUUAUAAGUCAAUCGGGAAACGUUAGUGUUAUAAAUUAGGAGUUCAAUUGAAAAAUGGUAUUGAAAUUUGUCGAAAAGAAAAAUAACUAAUAACCAUUGGUUUAUUGCCGUUUUUAAUGCUUCCCUGUUGUAACUCAUUUAUAUGAUUUUAAAGUAAUAAUUGUAACAAUCAUUAAUUACGUCUAUCACGAUUUUUAUCGUGUACUCUAUCUGUAGUCUUUCUCUUCGGAUACGUCUUGCUACGUCGCCUUCUGUGAUUUCGUUAAGCUAUUGUGACGCGGUAGAUGCCCCAUCAUUUUACCCCUCCUGGCUCACGAAAUGUAUCCAAUUGCCUUUGUUCUGUUUAUUGAUUCCCCGUUUGUUAUUCUUUCUGUCCGUAUAAUCUUAAGCAUUUGCGAACCGCAUUUCAAAAACGUCUAGUUUUCUUCUCUCUUCUUUACCGUUCGUCCAAAUACGCCUACUACAAAAUAAUUACAUCGCUCCGCCGAAAUAACCCAACUGUUUGUAUGCAUGUUCGUAGAUAUCGACGAAUGCCGUCAAGAACCGAAAUUGUGCCCCGCUCCGGGCAAUUGCGUCAACACGUUGGGAAGUUAUCGGUGUUUAUGCCCGAAACAUUACAAACUCGACGACACCGGCACACGUUGCGUGGAUCUCAAAGCAAAACACCAGCCGAACGAUUGCUUCGGACCGGACUGCGAUAACUAUAAUAAAAACAACAACAACAACAACAGCAACAACAACAACAACAACCACCACAACAACAACAAUAACAACAACAUCGGAUGUCAUGAUCGUCGGGUAAGUUCCGAACAUAAUAACGAAAGAGUGCAUUUUUAUGGGUUUUUUUUUUUUUACGUUUCGACCAAACCGCACAUCAAAAGACGUUAUCCGAACAGUUUGAAGUAUUGAUUAUUUAUUUCAAUUAAGUUCGUGAUUUUUAAUAAAACAUUUUUUUACAGUUAAAAAAGGAAAAAUACCAGUAUGCUAUGCGGUGGACUGUAAUCAUAUUCGCUGAUUGAUUGUUAUCAUUGUUAUUAUUAUAACGACUAAUAAUUGACUGCGCGCUAUUUUUUACUUUGAACUUUAUAAUCACGAAUUUAAUGAAAAACAGCCAAUGCUUGAAAUUUUCGAAUUUUUCUUAUCUUGAAAAGUGCACUUUUUAGUUGUUUCGCGCCAAAACAUAACAGUUCAAUUCUAACGUAAGUAUUUAUUCGCUUGUAAUUCUUAUCCCUGCGAGUAAUGUACAAAAAAAAAAAAAAAAACCAACAAAAAUCACAAUCCGAUUGUCUUCACGAUCACCGGUAGACGUUGCAACGGGUAAUCUCUGCGCGGGACCACUAUCGUGUUGUCACUGUUGUCGCGACAGCGGCAAUAUUGGCGAUUUCGCCGUUACACCUGUUCACCGGACGAGUGUGGUUAUUAACGGGCGUUCCGCGAAAUACCGGUGCCCAAGAGCAAGAGGCGAUCGCGGCGUUGUCGACGCGUGAAAUCCAAUUUCGGCCGUGUUAUUUUCGCGAACGGAAAAGAACAAUUUCGGUUAUUGACGCGGGGGGGGGGGGGGGAAAUAACAGCAGCAAUAACAAAAUCGCAAUUUCCAAAUUUAUUUCUAAAUCGAAUUUGUUGUUUUCGACCCCGUAGCUAAUUCGUUGACGAAAUGCGGAUCGCGCGGAUUGUAACCGUAUUGUGUUUUGUGUCUUUCGGAACCGGAUAUACGCGCCGUGUCGCGCGAAUAAGCUGCGUAGGGAGGGGGGGGGAUCCUAAAGUCCGCGGUCGGAGUAUAUAUAUUUUUUUUUAUAGUUAUUCCGAUGGUUUUUUAACGGGUUUUUUUUUUUUUUUUUGAAAAUGUAUUAUUAGAAUUCACACAACGGUACAAACUCCGGUGCCGGCGGCAACGGUUGCGGGUGUCCCAAGGGUUACCGGAAGUUCGGACGCGAGUGCGUGGACGUCAACGAAUGUUUGGACUCGCCGUGCCAACCGAACAUGAACUGCAUCAACAUGCCCGGCGGUUAUCAGUGCGUGUGUUCCAACGGACAGAUCUACGACACCGGCACCCAGAAUUGCGGCGGCAAACAGUUGGUGCGUGUUUCCCCCCCCCCCACCCCCGGCUAUUAGAUUUACGACUUGCAUAGGACUCGUGUAGAAUUUCCGAACGUUAUCGCCGGGCCAAACAAAAACCUGUCGGAAAUACGAUUUCCGCGGAAAUACGGAACCGCGUUAACGACGUUUAACGAAAGAAAGAAAAAAAAAAACCCAACGAUUUUUCGAUCUCUCUGCGGCAGCCUACGCAAGAUCAACUCUAUGAAUACCUGGUGUGCACCUCGAAAUUUUCGCGCAUUUUCGAGCAAUCUAAUAAAAAAAAACUUAAACAACUCCAAAACUAUUUACUACGGGUAUUUCCAACGGAAUUACAAUACAAAAUCCGAAAUAACCGAAACCGUAGAUGCCAUUUCCCCAUUUCGCUAAUUGUUAAGAAAACUACGAGGAAAAAUUAAAAAUUUACUAUUUCAAUGCACCGACUAGGCGAAAUCCGUUACCAGAAACUAUCCCUGAAAUUGAUGACCGAAGCAAGAUUUCCGGUAGAAAAGUGAUUGAUAGGCGGACAAAAAAAUAACACCGCACAUAACUGUAUAAAACCAAUACAUUCCUCGUUACCAAAAGGCUGUCAAACACGGGGGUCGAAGGGAAAAAUAUCUCUUCUCAAACGUGUACAAUAAUAUGUUUUGUUUACACAAAUAAUAAUUUGUUAAAAAAAAUUAACCUCGUCUCCCUAACCCCCCCCCCCCACCACCAUAACAAAAAUCAUCUGACCGUCACUCACCGAUUCUUAUAAAUCGUAUUGAAACCAAAAUCUCUCGAGAAUUCCGAAUCGUAACAUUUUUUAUCCGGUACGGGUACUGAUAACGAUUCGGGGCCAUUUAUCUCGAUCAAUUAUUUGGAAUUUGUUGAAGAAAAGAACAAUCAAGUGCAGGUUGUAGGUGUGACAGCGGAAACAAAAAAAAAAAAAAACACAAAUCAAUGUAUCUAUGCAUUGAAAAACGAUGCUCUGCGCAGAAUACUUUUCCGUCCACUAUCACCCGAAAACACGGUCGACCGUGUACAUUUUCACCCGACUUGACCAUAAUUCAUAAUUGAAUAUUGUUUCAUCGAUUUUUUUUUUUUUUUUUUUACACCAGAGCGGCGGAGGUUGUUACGCGAGCCCGUGCGCUUUCGGUUGCACUUCGAUCGGACAGAGCGGAUUCUCCUGCGAGUGUCCAAUGGGCUACCAGCGAAUCGGACAGGUAUUGAAAAUAAUAACAUAAAACACCCGUCCCGGGACUGACGGAGAGAGAGCCGGACCGGCUUUUACGACCGGACGAAAAUGCCAACUCGGCCGGGGAACUUCCGUUAAAAAAAGUAUAGGUACCUAUUGAACGGUUCGGAAAUUCCGGUACUCUCGAUUUCGUACACUUUCCACGCGUUCCGUGACGACAGUCAAUGCUACGGAAAUCGAUUUUUAACCGAUUUCCUCGUCCGCAUAGUGGAUUCCGCGUCGACCGCGACAUUUCGGCGUGUUUUCGCGUAUGACUCCGAAGGAGAAUGACAUUUUUUUUUUUUUUUUACGAGUAACCCGCGCUGCUGCGCACACACAGUCCGUAUUGGGUUUUGAUAUUUUUCACGAAACUUGCACGCCGAAAAUUUCUCUUAAGAUCCAUCGUCCGCGGUCACCAUCCGCGGUAGCUGGUGAGUAGCGUUCGCUCUACAACCGGCCGGACAGCAGACACAGCGCGCCCCCACUGUUUCUUUCAGAACUCGUCGCUGGUAUAUGAAUGCAAAACAGAUUUCACUUUUUUCAUCAUCCCUAGUCAAUUUCACUCGAGUCGCACACUCCGACGGUUUCCCCGUAUAUACCGGACGUCCCCGUCCGUGGUUUUGAUAACAAAUACAUUUUCGCGUUAUUAUUAUCAGGGCCAUUGUUUGUCAACCAUAAGUCCGCUGACCAGCGGAUCGAACAUGGGUCUGCCGGACCUGGGCGGCAUUCCGACGUUUCCCAUCGAACCGGAACUGUACCCAAAGAGCUCGGGCGGCAAAAUCAUAUCGACCGAAGGUUGUUUCUCGUGCAAGGUGCGUGUUCAUCAUACGACUCCCCCGUUCGCUUCGAGGAUUGUAACGGUUUUUUUUUAAUUUUUAUUGAUAAUACCAUCGCGUUGCAGAUCAACGGCGACGGAAGACUGCGGCACAGGCGUACCACGAACGUGACCUCGGAAAUCGCGGAACCGACGAACGACGGUGCCACGGCCCGCGACGGUCGGCAAGACGAUCCGAAAGGCCGCCAAACGGUAAGCGCCCGAGUUCGUGCGUAGCUCUCGACGCUAACGGAUGGCGGCGGAAUGUCCGACCGUCGAAAGCCAGUAGUCCUUUUAAUAGCUGUCGUAGUAAAAUAAUACGCACUGCGUUACACGGUGAAAAUGUUGAUCGCCGUUCAGCCGAUUAAUAACAUUGAAAAUACGAGCUCGAGUAUGACGUGUCCGAGGGUUCACGGCGUUUUUCUCAAAAAUAUUCAAAUUCACUUUAAAAUGCAUUUUACGAGUAGCCCCGUGCCAUUAUCCCCCGAGUGAAUGUUAUCAUUGUGUAUUAUUAGUGAAAUUAACGUAACGUUUUUAGUACUGUUUGCGGAUUCAGUUCAGAAACCGAAUUUUCGACAUAAAACAAACAAGGCCAUGCGUCGCGGGGUUUUUAUUUUUUCGAUAUCCCUAUAACGGAAAAUGUAACUCAAGCGGAAAAAGUCAAAAACUCAAAACUAUUCGAUUUUUCGGAAAAACAGUUCUUACAGCCGAAUUCCGGGUGGUCUUACACCCCUUCGUGUAAAUAGCCUUGUAACGGGUUUUCAGAUUUUCGUAAAAUGUAAUAAUUGUUUUCAUAAAUGUUACGACAACCUUGUAGAUCAAAUUUUUCCGCUAACCUGCUACACGAUAUCCUACGAAAAUUUUUUUGCGGCAAUAGGUAUGAAGUAUUAUUUACUUUACUAUUAUUUUGAGACAAAACCGUUGAAAUUCACUUAGAUUUUCAAUAUUUAUCGCGGCGCAUCGGUUUCCUUUCAGCGUUCAAUAAAAAUAAAUCAUUGAAAUCGGACCGUUUCGCGAGACAUGAGAGUUUUCACGCCGCCGAUCCGGCGCCUGGCCCAUUAACACCUCUACCUAAUUUGCCCGCUCGUAUUUCACUGAUCGUUUGUGAUUUUUUUUUUUUUUUUCCCCGCGUGAGCAGGCGAAACACAAGCGCAGACAUCACCGGGACGACGGAGUACACAAGACCAUCAGAAUGAAAAUGUCCGACGUCCGACGGAACACUCGAAUUUUGAAAUUGUUGCCGGCCGUCAAGGUGAGAAACGUACGCUCGGUGUCGUCCGUCCGAAAAGGUUUUUCCGCAUACGUAUCGCUACCGUUUAAACGUUUGCGCACGGUAUCGUAUUGUUGUUAUUCAGCAAUUUUACCGGUUUACCGCGAUUUUCGCUGUACCGAACGCAUUGUGCAAAACCGACUAUUGUAAAGUCACGGCGAAAUUAUUUUUUCCUACCGGACGCGUUUUGUUUUUAUAACAUUCCAUUGGCACUUAAAAUCGUUGGAUUUCAUUUCAUUUUUGUUUUUUUUUUUUUCGUUUUCAGGACAAUUACACGUAUUUCGUGGUGCCGUCCGCCGACGCGAUCAACAAGUUCAAGAUAAAACGGAACUCGAAAGGUAUUUGGGGCUUGCACUUCCGACACAAUCCCAAAAAACCGGGCAAAUAUCAUUUGGCCAUCGACGGACAGCGCACCGCCGACGAAAAUCAAAACCUGACCGAACGUCGUAACCUUCCGAUUUUGCACGUCAAAUUGAUCGUGUUCGGAAACUGAAUCUGCGUCCGUUUUUUUAUUAUUAUUUUCUUUCUUCGUUUAUAUAAGUGCCAAUUGUACGUGUAAAAUAUUUCCCAACGCCGUUUAAUCAAACAGUAAUUAUAAUUCAGGGCCCGGAACUUGAUGCGUUUGCAAUUUUUUUUCUCUGUAUACAUUUGUUUCAUUGAAUCUUUAACGGUACACAAUAAUUUUCAAUUUCGUAUUUUUUCAGGGAAUAAUGUGCCAUACGGUAAUUCUUCUAAUAUUAUUCGGUAUACGAUUUUUAUACUUGGGAAUUUAUUGACAUUUCCGUUGAAUUACAUUCUUGACAAUCCGGUACUCGAAACACGCGUGUUCAAAUUGAAUGCCUUCCGCAUCGAAUAUUUGUCUUGUUCGUUAUUUAUCCUGUCUUUAAUCUCCUAAAUCCCCGCCACUGUAGGGUACCUGUUUACAGUAGCGGAUUUUCAAUAUUUUUCCGAUAGGGAUCCUGAAAAAUCAUGUGUAUUUAAAAGUUAUCUUAAGACACCUCUUUUUCGGGCGACAUUUUAUUGAAAUCAUGUCAGUGACUGGGGAGUGGGGAGAGGGAUCCAAAACCCCUGGACCUCCUGGAUGCCCCCUCGUAAGUCCGCUACUGCCUAUUUAAGAUAUGCACAGUAAAUAUUAUAUCUAUAGUCAAUACUAAUUUUCUGAAUAUAUUUCGGCGGGAAUAUAAACAUUUUUACGCAUUUAUUAAUAUAUUUUUUUUUUUUUUUUUUGUGAACUGUUUAUCGGGUCAUCAAGUCUUCCGAGCCCCGGCGAUCAUAUUAUAAUUAUUCUGAAUUUACGUGUUGAUAAUAACGCAUAGGGAAAUUCGCGAUGACAACGUUGAAACGUCAGCGUGUAUCGAUUUCAUUUUAUUAAUACCAACGAUAACAAUAAUAAUAAUCAUGAUUUUUACGCAAAUUGUUGUCGAUAAUAUAAUAUAAAUUAUUAUUCUAUAUAUUGAUUGAUUUUUUUUUUUUUUUGUCGUCUAUAGGUACGUUUCAUUAACAAUAAUCGCCCGUCGUUUAACUAAUCGUAUAAGAACAUAUAUUGUUUUAUAGUAAAAAAUUGCAUGUAAAAAAUAUUACAAUUAAUUAAUAAAAAUAAUAUUAAUGUACGACAAUUUAUUAUAUUUUAUUGUAAUAGAGAAAUAAAAAAAAAAUAAAUAAAUAAAUAAAAAAAAA